This is a messenger RNA of Porites lobata, 74925 nucleotides long. Lineage: Eukaryota; Metazoa; Cnidaria; Anthozoa; Scleractinia; Poritidae. The record is from the annotation of a GenBank genome assembly.
AUGUCAACAACAUCAUAUAAUAAUCCUGAGGUGUCUCAGACUCAAUCUCAGUACGAGUCACAAUCUGCAAACACAACUAAUUCUUCGUUCUAUUCAUCAGAGCAACAACAAGCCCAACAGGAAAAUAGAUUUACUACAAAUAAUAACCCGGAACUGUCAUCAACAUCAUAUUAUAAUGCUGAAAAAUCAAAUUCAUAUACUAAUUCUGAAGUGUCUCAGAAUCAAUCUCAGUACGCAUCACAGCCUGCAAACACAACUUACUCGGAUGCCUUGAGUGUCUCACAAACAUCAUCAUGGAGCAAGGAAAGUAACGCUGCCUAUCCAUAUGGAUCCCAAACUGCUAAUAAUAGUGGAAUUAAUGAAACGGCGCAAGAGUAUAGCGCAUCUCAGUUGAAUAACACACAGAAUACCGCUGAUUACCUCUCGAAUAGCACACAAUUUUCGAAUCAGCAGCCAGCCGGAUACACAUACUCAGACCAGGAACCGUGGCCAGCUCAGACCCCUUCCCCAUCCCCUGCACCAUAUCCGACAUACGCUCCUUACCCAGCUCCUUAUCCGUCACCAUACCCUUCUCCCUCUUAUGCACCAUAUCCUGCUCCUUAUCCGGCCUAUGCCCCAUAUCCUUAUCCUUCUCCUGCCCCCUAUCCAUAUCCCUCUCCGGCUUCUUAUUCGUCUUAUCCAGCUCCAUCCCCAGCUCCAUCUCCUGCGCCCGCUAAAGAGAGCAACGAUCAGAGUGAGUAAAACAGAUAGAAAAAUACCAUUAAAAUUAUAAGUGCCAAUAAAUUUUAGUGUUGUCUUAUAAAUAAUUACUUACUUACUACAUUUGAGCUAUGUCCAGAAAACAAGAUUUUGGUGUUUGGUUUGCUUUCGAAAUAUUCCUACAAACGCCAGCCCCACACUCGUCUAGAUUAUAAUAGGAGUACUGCAGGCGACACUCGUCAGGGAAACGGCACUUUUUAAAUUUAAACCUAAGAUGUAGAACGGGACACAGCUUUCGUGGUUCUGAUUAUAGUAGUACAUUCAUAGAAUUCUUGUUCUGGGAUAUUAACUGAAGAUGCUCGGAUUUUCAAGAGGUCACAAUUUAGGGACAACGCUUCGCGUUUUCUUCAGCGGGUCUUUCUAUCUGAGGAGCCUGGUCACUCUAUAUUCUCUACCGGGCCUACACGGGUUCCUUCUAGAACCCUUUGCAAUAGCCUUACAAAGAGAUGUGACCAUGCAUAACUUGGCAUCCAUGGGAAAUUUUAAUUACAUCCGACUGACUCAUUUGCUCAAAUUAGAUCAAUUACCCCAAACGUACUGCACUGCAAACUACUCAGCAGGGUGCAACUAAAUAAUUAACGGCAUGACCAUGUUAAAAUGUCAUUGCCGAUUACAGUGUUAGUUCAUAAUACGAUAAUGACGCACAUUUCUUUUCUUUAGCAUAGAACAGCUUUUAAAGUUAUUGUCAACUCUUGCAGAAACAUCCUGUCAGCUGGAGCGGCAGAUGGCAAAGACAAUGGAAGACGCCUUUGUACCUGAAUGCAGUUCAGAUGGUAGCUACGCCGAUGUGCAGUGCUUUGAACACGAGGGAUUUGCCAAACAGUGCUGGUGUGUCACCAAAGACGGACAGGAAAUUCAGGGAACCCGUAUGUCAGACGGGCAAACACCCAACUGUGCUAUUGUGGCUGACAAGGUGGAAGAAAAUAAGCAGGAACCAAAGCAGCAUGAUGGGCCAAAGAAGAUUAACAUGGCAGUACCAUCUGGGAAUGGAACAAAAUUUGAAGUCGAAGUUGAAGUAACUCUCAAUGACACGAUAAAAGGUGAAGUUAUUUUCGAAAAAAUCUUUGCGUCACCAGUUGUUAUUACUUUAACGGAUACAUACAGGGGGGUGGCCAGCCCAUAGAUCUGUAGGCCCGGGCCUACAAAGUUUUGGUUCGAUAAUUCUACCGCUCAGUAAUUAAUUUAUGCGUUAUUGGGGUGAGAUAAAAAGCUGAAGGGCUCAGAGUGAUGGUACGUUAGGUCAGUGCAUACUAGUCAUGUGUGCAACUUUCAGGAUGUGUGGAAAUGAAGUCAGCCUGGCCUACAACUAGUCGAAAAGCUGACUACGCCCCUGACAUAUAGUAACACAUUUUGAUAACAAAGGGACGUAAAUCAUUUGUGACAGCAGUUUUUCAUAAUAACCAGGGGCAAACCAUUUGAUCGCAUUCGAAAUUUCGAAUUGACUGAAAAGGAAGGACUUUUAAUCGUCAUAUUGGCUAACUUCGGGAAUCAUAUUCAGUUAACACUAAUACCAGUUAAAUGAUACUAAAAACUUCCGAAGGUGAAAUAGUUUUGAUGGAAGGUUAAUUAGAGAUUACCUGCUGUAAAUAUAACCCUUCAAUUAAUCCAGUGGGAAAGUCCGUUAGGGCGACGAAUUAAACCUCCAAUUUUUUUAAGAACGUUUAAAAAUAUAAUAUAUUCACUUUAAAACUUCAUUCACAGAAAUAGUAAGAACCCAGUGUCAAAAGGAAAGAGACAUUGCUAAGUCGCCUCUCAUCACUGACAUCUUUGUGCCUGCGUGCGACAAGGAAGGGAACUAUGUUCCCCAUCAGUGUUUUGAACACAACACUUACGGAAAACAGUGUUGGUGUGUGGACUCUUCAGGCCAGGAGAUUAAAGGAACAAGGGUAAACGACGGAACGACACCAAAAUGCGGUAAGUGUAGAAGAUCUGUUGUCUUUGUUUAGCAGUUGCAUAUUAUUCUGCUCUAGCUAAUUCAAUGCUGUUACUCAGGCAACCAUGCUGUUUUCGGGAGAAUCAGAACUCCACUCAACGCAAAUUGUAAUCCAAACCUUUCUCGUGAUUAGCGUUCUUCUACACUGCAUAAUGAGGGCUGAUUCACUGAUUUUUAAAUUUAAAAGUAUUGCAGCGAGAAAACGUCCUGCGCUAGUGUUUUACAGUUCCACAACGUUAUAUAACACCCCUUGUUAUGGAAUGGCAUUAUAACAUGCACGCACCCUGUCCGUUUAAGUAAUUCCUGGCAAAUCUAGUAGAACUUCGUUGGUUCUUAGUCUUGAUAAAUGAGCAUCUCAGUCAAAUUUCACUAAAAUUAAGAUAGUGCUCAAUGUCCAAUACUUCACAAGGCAUUUAAUCACUGCAAUAUCCAGUUCGAAGAUACUAUUACGACUUUACCUCAUAGCCAUACCUUUCAAAAUCAUUGAAUCCGUCACAACAACGAUUACAUGUUCCUAGCUUCCAGUACAUGUUUUCUUUCUUCAGACAAAGUUCACGCCGACGUUUCAAACGUUCCCAACUGUAACAUGGGUCCUUAUGGUUGUUGUGAGGACAAGACAACAUUCGCUAAAGGUCCCAAUAUGGAAGGCUGCCCACCUCAAACCAACCAGAAUCCACUGCAGACGGCUGUCUUAGAGUCGCCCGCUUACGCUCAGAGUAAAUGUCAACAGGAACAGCAGAAACCGAAAGCAAUGGGAGCCAUGGACAUGUUUGUUCCUGAAUGUGAGCCCUCUGGUCUUUUUAAAGCUCUUCAGUGUUAUACUUACCCUUCCAGUGGAAAGGAAGACUGCUGGUGCGUGGACCAGAACACCGGCCAAGAAAUUCCAGGAACAAGAAUCACUGGAAGCAGGCCAAAUUGUGAAGGUAUUUACUUGAUUAUUACAUACGUUUAACGGUUGACCUUUUCUUACCUUGGACCAGCAGGACAAUACACCAAUCCGAAGUCUAUUUUACAUUUAACUGUUCUUUUAUUUGCUACUCUGCUUUUUUCCGCAGCAAAUGCCACUCAAGGCCCUCCCACCACAACCACCCCAGCAGCUACCACUCAACCCACACCGCCUCCUUCCGUGUAUCAUGUCUACUGCCAAGUUACUGUGUAUGGAUGUUGUCCCGACAAUCGAACGGCGGCAAGUGGGCCGAACCAGUACGGAUGUGCAUCACAGCCUCAGCUACAGCCACCACCACAACCGAAUCCAAUACAACCAUCACAGCUCCUGCCACAACCGCAGCUGCUACCGAAACCACCAACUCAACCACAGCCGAACCCUCAACCACCAUCUCAGCCGCAGCCACAGCCGAACCCUCAACCACCAUCUCAGCCGCAGCCACAGCCGCAACCGAAACCACCAGCUCAGCCACAGCCAAAACCUCAACCACCUUCUCAACCGCAGCCACAGCCACAGCCGCAACCGAAACCACCAACUCAGCCUCAGCCGAAGCCUCAGCCACCAUCACAGCCGCAGCCGAAGCCGCAGCCACAACCGCACCCUCCGCUACUGCCGCAACCACAGCCUACAGUCAAACCUACAAGACCGCUUGGACCUACGUUUCCCACAGGUACAUGGAGAGAUAAAGUAUUAAAAAUACCCAGAACGAAAAAGGGUUGGUUUGGUAGCACUUUUGGGUUUGAUUUUGAUUUGAGUUUUAUUUCGCUAAAGGCAAUAAACUUACUGUGAUUCAUGUGUGGACUGAGAAUGUUUUCGGCCAAGGUGCGCCACCAAAUAAAACUUCAAUUCAUUUCCCGACAUUUAACCAAAGAAACUCCUUUUUAUUUUCUGAAUACCAGCAUUUACCAAAGACGCUUGUGCAUCGCUGUUGUUGGGACAGGUUUGGUACGAACAAUUGACUGAUAAAUCCCUCGUUUACCUCAGGCAACUUAACAAGGAGAUCGUGGAAGGGGUAAGUGGUAGUUUAAUUAGAUUGUACAACAAUGGUAUUUGUAAUUUCUGUGUCACAUCACUGUCCCCCUACUUUAUUUAAACCAGACUGGCACGCUAACAUUGUGUCUUACCUGUCAACUAAAUAUAUGGCGUAACUAAAAUUAAAUGCUGAAAAGAAAGGAAAAAUUGGAAGUCUAUUUGCAAAAAAUGUUUGAGACAUUAGGUUGGGAAAACGGGGACAAAAGUAAACUGUUUCAGUCUGGCGAACAACGAAUGCACCGUCCUCAGUAUAUAUGCCUCCUUUUGUGGUCUGCCAUGGCCAAAGUCACCGGAGCCACAUAUGCUUCUAUAAAGGAUUGUAGUUCACCUUUUCCCUUCGAGAAGUUUAGAAAAGUGAUCCUGAAUUUUGGUCGAAAAUAAUUUUAACUUCAUCAUCUACCAGCAUCUUUAUCCCCAUCAUCGUCAUAUUCAUCGUCAACAACGAUAGUCAUCAUGCAGAGGAUCUUCCUGAUUACCCAGUCUCUUAAACAUCCUUAUAUACAAAUAAAAAAUUCCACUCUGUAUCUGCGUAUAUAGUGUUCCUAAAGGUAUAGGUUACCGGUGAAAAACAUUUUUAAAUAGUUUACUACGUUUACAAUUACUUUGCAGCUCAACAGUAUCUACAAAGGAGUACAUCCAGACUUUGUUUCAGCUCGUCUAACUGGAAUCCGGUAUGGAAUCCACAUACUCAGUAUAACAACUAUGACUGAUUAGUUAGCCACAGCAGGAAAUUAUAAUACCACUACACCUGAUACUAAAAAAUAAAGGUAUCGAGGGAAAUAAGUGAAACUGUAACGUAUUGAACUUUCUUGACGAAUAAAUGCAACACUGAUAUAGUUUUCAUUUAACAAAGUAUCGCUCGAAUAGGGUACAUCGCAUUAUUUAUCUUGAAAUUGCAAAAGCCUCCAAAAUAAUUUUAAGAGUACAAAUUUUAUCAUUUGUUUAUGUUGAAUGGUAUUUUUUGCAGGAAAGCAAAGAAUCCUUACGUGCUAAAAGGUCCUUAUAUCAUCAACAUUUACUUCAUCGUUUCGUUCCGCAAACCGGUUGCUGAUCCGCUUGCUACGUUAAGAGACCAUUUGGUAUCCAAGAAAAUGGUCAAAAAACGACAAGUCAUUCCUCAAUCUUUACACUUGAUUGGUAAGGACGAUAAUUUAUUUUUGCUAGUGUAACAAAAGUUCGGUGCUAAUUUGCCUGGGGAUACUCAACCUGAAAGAAGUUUUUUCUUCUUAUCACAGUUGGCAAAAGGUUAACAAUAAAAUAGAGUCAGUAUUAGAAGAAAUGCAUGGCAAUAGCUAAAGCGACGUUCCAGUGGCUCUUUCAUAGAAACCACUUGUGCCUUGUAUAGUCACGUGCACCCUGCAUUCAUCAAAAGAUAGUUUAAAAAUCCAUAUUACGCCAACGCUUCAAAGGCGAGAAACAAAGCGUCUAAGCCACGCGAGCCGAAAGAAGUGGGAGAGGACAGGGGAUGGUAUUCUGUAAGAAUAGAGGGGUGGGGGAGAGGGAAGUGGAUGAGGGAGGAGCGGGAGGUAGGAGAAAUAUAGGGAAAUUACGCAACAAUGCAUAAUUUGGAAGCAAAGAAGACAGGGGCGCUGCUCAAAGGGAUCGCAAAACUCAAACUUCGGUAUUCGUAUGCAUUGGCCUGAAGGUGCAAAAUGCCACUGGUACCCGUAUGCACCAAUGCAUCGUUAGCACGUUCCUCAGUGCAAGUUAAUUUUGGGAAACUUAUCUCGCUUUAUCAUCUGUUAUUACUCCUUGUUUCUUUUUAUCCCUUAGUUCCUUACGACGCAAAGACCAAUAAAUGUCCACCAAAGGGCUAUAAGCCAGCUCCUUUACCAAAGCCUGUCCAUCCUCCAGUGAUACCACCUCGGCCCACGAAAGUGCCGCAAGUUGGUCCGCCUGUGGCAGCCCUCCUAGCUCUACACUUGCCCUUUGAUCGCCAUUCGGGCAUACACGUGUUAGAUACUUCCAAACACGCAAACAACGGGAUACUUAACAACGUGGACGUAUCGCGAUUACCUCAGGCCUGUGGCUUAGCUGGAAUAUUUUCCUCUGGCAAUGUGUCGUUUAACGGCAAGAAAUUCUUUCCAAAGCCCAGUGUCGCGGUGACCAUUGCUAUGUGGGUAAAACUGGCCUCAACAAAGGGACGACAGUCAUUAUUUGAUACGGUCACUGCUCCUGGGAAGCCAGGAAGCUAUCAUUUUGAGCUAAUCGAUGGAAAAGUGAGGUGGUUUGUAAGGGGCUCAGACGAAAGUGUGAUAUUUAAUGUGACUACGGAUCGUGUGGUGGUGCCACCAAAUCAGUGGACACAUCUAGUUGGAACAUAUGAUAAUAAACAAGGUCAGCCUUUGUUAAACAUGCGUGACAGCGUCAUUUUUUGUAGUUUUUUCCUUCGUAUUCAAAAUUAUCAUUGUAAAAGAAAGUAUUAUUUACAAGGUACAGGGUACAAUCUACGAUUCCCUUAAUAUUUCUCGUAGACGGUCGCCAUUUUAGGCACUCAAAAAUACCAAAAAACUGCGAGGAUGACACUAACAUAAACUUGGUUUAAUACGUGGUAGUCCAGUUUUGCUUGUAGGGGAAUUUCCUUAAACUUAUUUUACACUGUAGGUCUACAGACCUACUAUAAGCGCAUCCUACCUCUUUUUCAGUUUUCGAGUGAUUCAGAGUUAAGAUUUUUUCUUGUACCUCCUCCUCAGCCCAACCAAAAAAAUAUUCAUACCAUUGGUCAACUUUAUGGUUAUUUUCCUGAUACAAGACAGACAACAAAAGUGUCAUAUUUUUCUUUCCAUUUCUAGGAUUAGCAAGGGUAUACGUCAAUACACAGCUGGCAAGUGAAGGAAAAGGUUCCGGAAUAUUGCCGCAGGACUGGAGCGAGACAGUAGGAAUAGGCAGUCACAAGGGUCAGAGGUUCCUUGGUGGAGCACUGGAUGAAGUAUAUAUUUACACGUCAGCUUUGACUCAAAAGCAAAUACGAGAACUAGCUUGUAUAUGCGAGGACAGCACAGGUAAUCGAGACUUGUCUCACUUGUCUUCUACGCCGGGUUCGCGGUGAGUUUUCUCUAAUACGCCAUUUUCACAUCUCCCAUAACACACCUUGUUCGCCCCCCUUGUUUCUCUAGGGACGACAGUAAUACCCAGUAGAAAUAAAAGAACAAAGGUUAUGCAAAGUGUUGGGAGGCAAACAAGGUGUAUUAGCUUGUAUUAUUGGAGAUGUGAUUCCAUCUCUUCUGCGAAUUUUCCCGCGUCUGCGCCAUUCUAACGCCUGCAAGCCAAUCGGAUUGCGGUAAUUCGUAGCAAACAUAAUGGCGGCGGCGGCAGUCGCUUGUUUUGAGGUAAAGAUACUUGAAAUGUGUUGCGUUUCUCUGCAAUGAUUUUUUUACAUAGUAAUCGCUAGCUAUUAUUGUGUAACUAUUGCUGUUUUUAGGAAUGAAUGUUGUGAAUUUUGAGAAAGAUGACGGCUUUCAAGGCAUGCGAGAGUAGACAGCUGUUUAGACAGCUGUUUAGAUCAUCCAGUUCCAUGUGAUUUCUCUUCUUUUGGAGUUCCUAUUUUAGCUUGACUAUUUUAAGUUGAUGACAUUUAUAUCUGUUUUUAUUAUUGAAGUGGCAGAUUACCAAGUUUAAUUCACAGAUCUGGUUCUUGCAUGCAUAAUCAAAGGUAGAAUUAAUUGGCACACUGUCACGCCACCAAUUCUUGCCAUACUGGCACAUGUACUAUGUGAUUUGAGUCUUAUUCGAUAUUUGCUUUUUUGUUUAGGUGUGCAUAUACCCAAGCCAGGAUCAUGGCCGGAAUGUAUGCGAGGGAAUUAUGGGACAAUAGCAACUAGCAAACCAACUCUAUUUCCAACAACCAAACAACCGUGUGUACCUUGUGUCAUUCCCCCAAACUGCCCUGUUCCACAGCCAUGCCCAACACAGUGUCCAGCACCAUGCCCUCCAGUGGCUACUACCCUAGCAACAACAGCAUUGCCGGCUACAACCAUAACAUCAGCGCCUCCGCCUACCACAACAUCAACAUCUGCAGCUCCGCCUACCACAACAUCAACAACAAAUUCAACUACUACCCCAUCACCUCCACCACCAACAUCCACCCAGAAACCAUGUGUUCCUUGUGUCAUUCCUCCAAACUGCCCUGUUCCACAGCCAUGCCCGGCACAGUGCCCAGCACCAUGUCCUCCAACAACAACAACCAUCCCAACAACAGAAGCAUCUCUAACAACAGAGAAACCUCCCCCUUCUACCACAAAACCGCCCCCUCCAGUCACACAACCAAAGCCUCCUUCCACUACGAAGCCGCCACAGACAACAGAAAAGCCAAGUCCGGUUGUAUUGACAACAACUCCAACGCCAAAGGUUGUCUUAACAACAACCCCAAAGCCUCCUCUUGUUUUUACAAGUAAGUUAAUGCAGUGCCAUUUUUUGUGGGAUUUUGCUCUGACUGUGCAAAAUUGAGAAAUCUAGGAUUUUUUUCAGAAGAAUUUAAAAAUUGGGAGUGGUUUUGACGGUUGUCAUUCCUGCAAGGAAAUGAUUGAACUACCACAAGUGACUAAAUCAUCAGAUAUUAAAAUGUAAUUUUGCACUUGUCUCCAUUACAUUGCUGUUGAGUUAAUACCAACCUUGUGUUGUUUGUCGUUAUUUCAUCAUGUUGAGCUGUUUUAAGGCUUUGUCACCUGUCAGAAAUUUAACCCUGACUGGCUUCAGUUCUUCAUCAAGGGUUAAAAAAUCAUUAUUAUUGAUGUUUUGAUGAAACACUGGCUAAUAAUUUCUUUUGUAAUUUUUUAAUCAUAGCUCCAAAGCCUCCAGGUAAGAAAACUAAUACCUAAUACUCCAAAAUGUUUUCUUAGUAUUAUAAUUAUUUUUGUGUUUUUCCUAAUUUGUAUGUUCUUGCUGUUUAAUUGAGCUUUCAAAUUGGAUAAUAUUAUUGCAACAUUAUUUUUGACUGAAAUGCACAUGUUGUUAUUCCAUGCAAAAUUCUAAAAUUUUCUUAUUUUCUUUUUGCACUCCAUGAAAACCCCGUAUAAGUCAUGUUUGACAUAAUUUUGAUAAGUACAUUGUAUCUUAGUACAAUUUUGAGAUUCUAAAGUAAGAGUUAGUGCACUGCAAUGUACAUGUAUGUUAUAUGAAUUGAACUUCACAAGUCUUGCAAUGACAUGUUCCAAACUCCAGCUCAUACUCAGAACCAAAAUGUAAUUAGAAUUUGAUCAACUGAUGUUUUAUUUACAAGAGAUGGACAAACUCUGUGGGUAAAUGGAGAGAUCAUUAUAACAUCAUUUGUUAUUGUUUUACUUUUACGUAUUACACAUACUAGUAAAUGGCAACUACACUGCGUGGAGUGCAUGGGAGGAAUGUUCAGCUACUUGUGGUGGUGGAAUACAGCAACGAGUGAGAACAUGCACUUAUCCAUCACCUGCAAAUGGAGGAAAGGACUGCACAGCACUGGGACCUGCAGUGGAGACAAAGGAUUGUAAUUCACAGCCUUGCCCAAGUGAGUAUUCAGGGCUGUACAUGUGCUCAGAGACAAAUUACACGUACACGAAGCCCCAUGCUUUGACCUGGGGAAUUUAGGGUACCCAGAAUAAUUAUGAUAUCUUGUGAAAAAAAAAAACAAGAUUUCCAAGUCGUCCAAGAUCAAAAAUAAGGUGCAAGGAACCAUGAGGACAAUAACAUAGUAAACUAUAAUGGGUUGGUGGCUCAAAUGAUAAAAAUAAUGUCUACAGUAUUACAUAAUGUUAGUGUUUUAAAUUAUCAAAACUUAUAGAUAAAAGAGGCAGUGACUGUGCAUGUUUGUCAGUAUGUCAUGUAUUUGUUUUAUAAAAUUUGUUGCCUGCUUAUGGUCAUGUUGUGCCAUUUCAGUUGAUGGUGGGUACAGCAACUGGGGCUCCUAUACAUCCUGCAGUGCAACUUGUGGGGGAGGGGAACAGGUUAGAACAAGACAGUGUAACAACCCCACCCCACUGUACAAGGGAAAAGACUGUAAAUGGAUUGGACCAGCAAAUGAAACAAGAGCCUGUAAUACCUUCUACUGUCCAAGUGAGUUAGUAACUAGUGUUUGUUGAAAUAACUGUCAUUGUUGUAACACUGGACUGGAGGCUUAUGACUUUUACGUCUUGUCAGCUUAAGAGAGAUCAUGGUUCAUAAUGAAUAAAAUGUUGCCAUCACUUUUCUUCUGGUCAUACUAGCGCAGCUUACAAGACCUAAUUUUUUUCUGAUGUUUUUUGCAUCAUCCUAAACUUGCCAACCUUACAGACACUGCAGUUACAUUGAAUGUGUUCUGCAAUUCAUAAGCAAACUCUUUUUUCAGUUAAACCAGUAUUUCCUCUGUCUCCUACAGUUUGUAUGAAUAAUAAUUAGGGCUAGAAGACAAAAGAAAUUUUGAAUCAAACCAGGUUAAUAACUGGCUUAAAGGGAGAGUGGAUUUAACCUACAACAUAAUUAUUAAAUAAUAAUUAUAAUUUAAUUAUGUAAAGUAUGCAAAAUGUUACUGUAAAUGCACUUUUGAUUACUUCCUUGUUAAGAACAAGCCUUAUUCAUAAUGAUUAUUAUCUUAAGGCACAAUCCUGGGCUUCUCUCUUUUCAUAUUCACCUCUGUCGAUCUUUCAUCAGAAACUUGUGGCAACAAAUCCAAUACAACUUUUGUUGAGUCCCUCCUUCGCAGACCAUGGAUUCUGUAAUCAACAGGGUUUUUAAUAAUUUAAUGUUACAAUGUAGCAACUUAUUCUUUUGUUACAAUGUUUUUUUCAGUUGAUGGAAAUUACACCGAAUGGUCAGAAUUCCAGGCUUGCAGUGUGACUUGCGGCAAAGGAAUUCAGGCUCGCUCAAGAAGUUGCACCAAUCCACCUCCUCAGCAUGGGGGAAAGAAUUGCUCGGCUUAUGGGCGCCCUGUGGAAACAAAGGAGUGCAACUUAAGAGAAUGUCCAAGUAUGGAUAUUAGCAAGUUUUUGCUUUCUGUUAAUAUGUAGCAUCCACUCCCAAAAAAUAUAGUUGAUUUUUUUUAAACUUGGAAGUUUAUUAGCAGUUCCUUUAAGUUUCACUCACUGAAAGAUCUCUCAACCUUGGAGACAAAGAUACAGGGUAUGUUGUGGAUAAAAUGCAGAAAUAAUGUUCACUUAUUAUAAUUUUACAUGUAUAAAUCAUGGCUGAAUUAGACACGGACAGGAGGAAUCCUGUGUUUUACAAGUAGUUGGCUACCACAGUGGGGUAAGAUGGACCCAUAUCACCCACUUGGAAUUUCCUGCGUUGGUCCUGCAGUAAAAAGUUCUCUUUGUGGCCAUAAUAAUGAUCCCUUUUUGACCAAGCUUGUUUGGUCAAAAUGGCUAGAUAAUAUUAUUUGACCUCACACUAGAUUAAUAACAUAAUAUAACCAAGGAAUAUAUGAUCAUGAUUUUGCUACUUUGUUUUCUUCAGUUGAUGGUGGUUACUCUCCAUUUACCAACUGGUCUGACUGCACUGAAACUUGCGGAGGAGGAGAACAAAUAAGAACUCGGACAUGUACCAACCCUCCUCCUCAACACUUUGGUAAGGAUUGCUCCAAGGAUGGACCUGAUUAUGAAAAAAGGAAAUGUAACACUCAAGAGUGUCCAGGUAAGCUGGAGUUUAUAUAAGUUCAAUGGCGCAGAAUGAUCCCAACACAAACUUAGGGCAAAAGAGUUUUUUUUUUUUUACUAGAGUGUGUGGAGAUCAUGGUACCCUGGUACGUGAAAGUUAGUAAACUGUUUACAUCUACAAUUAACCAUGAUCCAUACACAUCCAUGGGAACUGUAGAACUAAAAUGAAAAAUCAAGGAUCACGCUUUAACCCUUUAAGCCCCAAGAUCCACAUACAAAUUCUCCAGACUGAUCUCCAUACAUUUCCAUGGGAAUUUGGUUUAGAACUAAAAAUGUAAUUCUAAAAUCUUGAUGAUCAGAAAAUGGAUGUUGGUCACUCUUGGGACCUAAAGGGUUAAUGCUACUCAACGUGGUUUUCAAUUCAAAAGACAUUAAAGUUUUUGUAAGGUGAAAAUAAUUACAUUAAAAAAGCAUGUAAUUAUAAAACACACUCUACAAAUGACAUCUGAUGAUUGCUAAUUGCCAACGUCAAGUCUGGUACAUUAACAUUGCAUAAUUAUGUUACAGGUCAGCAAAACCUUUUCCUUGUGGUGCAUUAUUCAGUAUGAUAAAAUUAAUGUUUUUUUUCUUUCUCUUUCAGUGGAUGGUGGUUUUACACCCUACUCCAACUUCUCUGCUUGUAGCAAGACCUGUGGAGGUGGAAUCCAGUCGCGCAUGCGAUCCUGCUCCAACCCUCAACCACGUUAUGGUGGGAAGAACUGUACUGGAGACUACAAAGAGGCACGCGAGUGCAAUACACAGCCUUGCCCAAGUAAGUUUGUUUUAUGAGGCACAUAAUGAAUUGGAUCUAAUGAUUCAAAAGUCUGGGAGGUCAAAAUAUCUUGCGUUCUCAUUGUGGGUAGGGGUGGGGUAUCUGGAAAAAUACACCAACGCCACAUGGACUGGACAACAACAUAACUGUGUCUGGAUUUGUACUCUUUAGUGACUGACUUGCACACAUGCCUGGGCCCAGUUGUUCGAACACCAGUUAGCGCUAACCCGGAGUUAAAUUUUAACCCAGGUUUCUCUAUGUAUUUAUCAAAAGCACUCUCUUGGAUAAUUUUUUCUAUUCUUUUUAGAGUAACCAGUCGUCAAAUUGUAGGCAAAGAGAAUUAACCUGAAUUUCUUUAUGAAUACAGGCUGUAGCUAAUGAAUAGCUGACAACUUGGCAUUAUUUGAUUAUUGGUUUUGAUUUCUGUGUCUUAAAGUUGAUGGAGGCUAUGAUGAAUGGGGAAACUAUUCUGAAUGUUCUGCAACUUGUGGUGUUGGAAAUCAGGUGCGGAUGCGUACUUGCACCAAUCCGGUACCACAGCAUGGAGGAAAGCCUUGUAUGGGCUCACAUUCUGAGUCCAGAGAAUGCAAUACACAGCCCUGCCCAGGUACUACUGUAAUACUAUACUGAUGUUUUACCUUACAGAUUUUUUUUAAGUGAAGUAGGGUUAUUGAAGUCUUUUUUUGAAUACUUACAGUAUUACUAACUAAGAAAUGAAUUAUAUAGGUUAAUUUGUUGAGACUUUUUUCUAGACGCUUCCCCCAUCAAAUUGAAGAGUAUUCGCAAUAACAGAUUUCUGGUGUUGCUCUUGUUUAUGGGACUUAUUUGAACUGUAUACUAAGUCUCAUAAAUCAAACCCAACAUUCUUUUAAUGGUUAAAGUGGAUCAUUCUGAUUAUAUCUGGGCUUCUGAUAUUUCACGCGGUUACGAAGCUGCGAAAUUCACAAAAACACCCAAAAUGCCACGAAAUUCAAUAAAAAAUCUUAUCAAAUACAUGUCUGUACAACAUUUUGAAACUUAUUUCAGCUAUUGGGGCUAUUUACUUGCUUUAAACUUGCAAAUUUAUCUUGAAACUUCGUCACUGAAACAGGAAAACAACGUCCUGAAACUACCAGAUGUGAUUAGGUUGCGAAAAACUGGGCACUUGCCUGAUGUUAAAGGCUUUGCCAUUGGUUCAUUUCCUGAGCGUAUUGUUGUUGAAAGAGCAAAUGAUAACCUCUGUUAAAAAAAUGUUGAAAACACUGGCCUGAUCAGCACAAAACCAAUUGAUUUCCAGCGAAAUUUGCCGUCAAAAUAAGCACAAAAUCGGCCAUUUACCGAUUGCUUUUUGGGGAAGUUUGCCCUGAAAUUUCAGGCGAAAUUCCUGUGAAAUCGCCCGAUUUUUUUGCGAAUUUGUCCCUAAAAAUCCCUCGAAAUUUGACUUUUUUCUCCGCAACCUAUCAGAAGCCCUGUUAUAUGAUAAUACAGGUAGACAAGGAGAAAUUAUAUCAACUCAAAAAAAUUCGCAUCUGUAACUCCCUGAUUGCCAGAUUGAUGUUAUUUGUAAUUUGGAAACAUUAGUUUACAUCUUAAGUGUUAAAUUUUGGGGCCCAAAAUUUAUACAGUCAUGUCUCUCCCACAAAAUGCCCCAGUACUGAGGAGCAGGGAGAUACAGUGUAUGACUGAAUUCACUGGAUGCUAAAAGAAUUUUAAAAGAUCAGAAUUUUAAUCCUAGUCAAUCCUGAAUUUUUCAGGUUUUUUGGAUGGUUUAGGUUAUUUAUUUAACAAAAAGGAACAGCGUAAAAAACCUUUUAGGUUGUGACUGGUCUUUCUUCAUUUUUAGGUAAUGGUGGGUAUACGCAAUGGACAGAGUUUUCUUCAUGUAGUGUAACAUGUGGUGGUGGAAUGCAACAAAGAACAAGAGAAUGUACCAAUCCUGCACCAUCAAAUGGCGGCAAAGAUUGUAACCUGCUUGGACCGGCAUUUGAGUCAAGAAACUGCAGUUCUAACCCUUGCCCAAGUAAGAGUCUGUUUAAUUUUUUACCUUGGUCAACGGUACAAAAGAAUGAGUUAAAAUGUUCCAUGGGUGUCUUUGUUACUUUAUAGUUUUACUAACCAAAACUGAAGUAUGCCUGGUCAAAAUUAGUAAAUUAAUGAAAUGUGGCAAGCAUCACAUGGAUUCCAGCUUACAUUCACAGUUGUUGGUUUGGAUCUAAAGAAGUUGAUUAACUGGUCAUAUCUACGUGUAACACUGCAGUAAAAACAGUGUGAAAGUGAUAAAAAAUCACGUAACGGUAACAACAAACUGUACUUCUUGAAGGCCACAGUGGUAAAAUGUGCAUGCAUUGGGUUGAAAAAUUUUAGGUGUUUUUACUUUAAUAGUUAACAUUAUCCUUGAUAAUGACUGGCUUGUACUUCAAUAUAGUCAAUGGUGGAUAUACAGAGUGGUCUAAGUGGUCAUCUUGUAGUGUUACUUGUGGAGGAGGAACAAUAAAGAGGCAAAGAAAUUGCACCAAUCCUUCACCCCAGUUUGGUGGCAAAGACUGCUCUGGGAGUGGACCAGAACUCCUCACCCAGCAAUGCAAUCCACAGAAAUGCCCAGGUAAGAUAAUAAUUAUGUCCCAUGCAAUUGUCUCUAGAGGCCGGUUGGGUGUCUCUUACAGUAUACCUUAAAAUUCCGCAAAUAAGCCCCUCCAAAUAUAAGCCCCCCAGGGACUUGUACUUGGAAAAUUGCCCUCAAAUACAAAGUAAAACAGAGCAAAAAUGGUAAAUUUACCUGUAACCAUAAGGCUAGCCCAAUCGAUUUUGAAACACAAAUUUCCUUCCAUAGAUAAGCCCCUCCGAAUGUAAGCCCCUUAAAAAGGGCCUUUGAAAAAUAUAAGCCCUGGGGCUUAUUUUCGGAAUUUUACGGUAAUUUGAAAAUCCCCUGCUUUUGGACUGUAAGUGAGGACAGUAGAAGUUUGCCGAUAUGCCAUUUCUGCACAUGAAGUAGGAUGAAAACAUGUUCCGCUAUUGGCUACAAAAGCUCAUAUUUGCUAGUUGUAGCUUGAUUAGGCUUUACAAUGAUAGUAAGAGCUAUAAACAUUUGAUCAAAAAGCAACAUUCAUUACUAUGAAUGUUUUGAUUGUUAGUGUAUUAUUGAUUAAAUUAAUUUUUUUAAAGUCUGCUCGGGAGUAGCAUCACUUAAGAGGUACUCUUCCAUUAAAGAAUAACAUGAUCAACAACAUGAUGCUUUACAAUAAUAGUUACAGUAACUGUGAUUUGUAUUCAAUCACUAUGUUCUUCUUGUAGUUAAUGGUGCUUACUCACCAUGGAGUGAUUGGACCCCAUGCACGGUGACUUGUGGUGGUGGUGAAUCAAUGAGGACUCGUCAGUGCACGAAUCCCAGCCCAGAGUUUGGUGGUAAAGACUGUUCUUCCCUUGGCAAGUCUACAGAGAUAAUGAAAUGCAAGAAUGAUCCAUGCCCUGGUAAUAGUCUAAAUUUUGUAGCCCCAAAUGUAGUUUUACAUGUACUUUUAUGACAAGUUUACUAGUUACUACUACCGUGUAACAUGAAAAUUUUGUGGGAGUUUUAUUUUGCGGAUUGGUGAUUUUUUGUGGUUUGCAGGAACAAAUUUUUGCGGUUCGAGAUGACUGAAAUUUCUGGUGGGAACUAAUUUUUGCGAUUCUCUGUUCAAGUAGCAGAAUAUUUAAGUGGAAGAAACCUUAAUAUGGUAUUUUCAACUUUUAUUUUACGGUAUGUUGAGUCAAAGUUCACUCUACUUACACAUUUAAUGGAGAAUAAUACAGUAAUCACUGUAAUAUCUUACUGCACAAAGGGACUGAACAACAGCAAAGCAAAACCAAAGCCUAUCCCUACCAUACACAACAAGUCUGUUAAAAGCAGAGUUUUUAAUUUGACUGAAGGGAGUUAAUUUUUGCGGUGUUUUAUUUUGUGGGUUUUUUUUUUCUGGGGGAACUAAUUUUUGUGGAUCGAGGUCAAUCCGCAAAAUUCGCGAAAAUUAGAACCCGCAAAAUUUUCCUGCUACAUGGUACUCAUAACACAUUAAGUAAUGGAUCUGAAGAAAAUCUGUAUCAAAACUGAAAAGUAUAUUUAUUUACUUUACUAUUUGUAUGUUGAUCUGUAUACCUUACUCUUGAGGUAGAGAUGAUUUCCUUGUCUGUUUCACAUAAUAAUAAUAAUAAUGAUCCACUGGGUGGCUCUUCCCUGUUAAAUUACAUCAAUUACAAUAAUUUUACAAAAUAAAUCAAAUUAAGUUAUUUACAAAUUAUACAGGUACAAUAUACAAUUAAAAGUAGAAGCAGGAUUAACAGAAUCCAAUUACAAUAAAACUAACCAAUCACUCUGUACUCUGUUACUUAAAAAAUUCAUAUAUUUAUUGUUUAGUCAAUGGUGGCUAUUCACUGUGGGGAGAGUGGACUAAAUGCAGUGUCACCUGUGGUAAAGGACAACAGAACAGGAUCAGGGACUGCAGCAACCCAGCACCAAGGUUUGGAGGUGCUGAUUGUUCUGCCUUAGGAGAACCUUUUGAGAGCAAAGAAUGCUACCUUAAAGUGUGCCCACCAGGAGGUAACGGUAAGUAUACUCAUUUGUCUAUGCAACUGUUAAUUUCAUAUCUUUGUGAACUGUAAGUGACCAUCAACACCUGGCUUUAGAUAAAGAAGUUCCAAGUACUGUAAGCCAUUUUAAUAGUAAAGUACAGUAACUUUACAUGGGGUCCAUUACAGCACAGCUAUUGAACAACAACACCAUAUCUUCCUUUCACACAAACCUUCUGGUGGAGAAGGAAUAAUGAUAUCAGUAGUUCACAUUUACAAAUGUACUGUCUGAAAAACCGAGGCUCGUUGAUUUGCAAGCCCUGCUAUUUUGUUAAUAUUUUCUCAACAAUUUUCUAAAAAAUUGAUUUAGAAACUGGCUGGUCUGAAUGUUCUAAGACAUGUGGUGGUGGUGAAAGAUUCAAGAUGGUCAAUAAUGCCAAGCAAGUGUCACCAUGUAACACAUUGCCAUGCCCAGGUUUGUGUUCUUUCAAUUUUGUACGUACAUGACGAUUUAUUUCACAAUUUAUGGAGGUAAUUGGGCUGGUGAUGUCCAGUUUGGUUUGUAGUCAUAUAAGUGAUUUAAUAUAAUUUGGUGAGUCCAAGUGGCACAAUAACAUUGUCUUACUGCAAAGUGUUUGCACCUGUAGAUUGUAAGGAGAUCAGUUACAUGUAAACCUUAAUUCAGAGGUCCCAGGUUGUUAUACACUCCAGAUAGUUUUGCAUAGUACCCUUACUAGUAACACAUUUUGUUGAUAAUGUUUCUUGCUCUCAUUCUUGCCAGUGAAUGGUGGCUUCACCCCCUGGAGCAACUGGACCGAGUGCACAUCAAGUUGUGGCGGUGGAAUCUCGUCAAGAUCACGUACUUGCACAAACCCCAUACCACUGUAUGGUGGGAAGUCAUGUGAAGGAAAACCUGUGGAAAUUAAGGAAUGUAACUCAGAGCCUUGUCCUAAACCUAAGAGUAAGUAUCGUGGUGUUAAAAGUUUCUGACAAGUUUAACACACUUUAGGAAAAUAUCCCACCUUAAAUUAUUUACAUCUGCUUGUUGCACUUUCAGAUAAUCAUUGUUUAACUAUUAUUUCAUCAAGGGGGUGAACAGUGCCCAUCUUGGAAGGUCACAAAAAUGUUUGUUUGAUUGAGGCAAUGGAUGUCUUAACUUUUGCCAAGACACAAACCAUCUUACAAUGCGCGAACAGCUACAGUGUACAGGGGAAAAUGUUUUGCGCGCAUUCUGCAAGCAGAACCUAGUGGUAUCCAGUUUUCUCAAUUAAUCAACUGGAACUUAGUUUAUACCAUAAUGGUACUUUCAAAACAUAGUAAUAUAAAUUCUUUCUUUUCCUUUUUACUUUUCUUUUUAGUUCCAAUUCGCUCAUGUCGUGAGUUUGCAGAACGCUGCAACAGCAAAACAGACGGCUUGUACACCAUCUUCUUGCAGAAGCCAAACUCAGCAGAAACAGUCAAGGUAUUCUGCGAUAUGACACAUGAUGGUGGUGGAUGGACACUGUUGGUCACCAGUGCCAGCAACAAGGGCUGGACAAAAGACAAUGUCAAAAGCAGGUAAGAAUGAUCUUAUCUUUUAUGGAUGACAGGUUUGUGGACGAGCUUAUUUAAGAUUCUGCGAGAAAAAAACUGCAAAAAGAGUGGUACUGAAUCUGCUGACAAGAAGGAGAGAAACAUAGAAAUUGAAAAGGUUUUUUGUAGAAUGAUGCUAAAAAGACGAAACGAAUUCAUGAAACAGUGUCAAGUUGUUUUUCUGUCGUGAUAUUGUUUGGUCUAAAUUAAUUCGGCCUUUUUAGUUGUAGACGACAAAGUGUGGUUAGGACAUUGGUGACCAACUCGCUUGUAGCUCUUUGGCCGCUUGUUCCGUUCGAUGUCAUUAAUUUUGUGAAAACUUUCCAACAGUACUCUUUCCUUGUGACUGGUUUUUUUUUCGGAAAGAAACGAUCUCACAUGUUGGAUUCUCUUUAAUUUUUUAUUUGAUUCAUAGAACCCGGCGAAAAGUGUAUAAGAAUUCACAGUAUAGGAAUCCUUAUCUGCUAAAUUGUUCACAAUCCAAAUAUACAGAAGCUUUUCAAUUUCACUUUUGUUCAUGUUCUGCCGUGAAGAAUGUGAUAUUUUUUUUCUUUAGAAACAUAGCUGAGCCUUCUCUCACCAAGGACUACUCAUUGUUGGACGAGGGUGAUACAAUCAAGUCCAUUGCUAUCAGUCCAUACUUCCUUUAUCGACUGGAGGCACGAGAAAGGGGUAGCAACGGUGCCAUCUAUCAGGCACCGGAAAGUUACAGGUUUGCUUGUUUGAUUGCUUGCUUUUACUGCUUGGUGUGCCUGUGCGUUUCUCGACGGAAACACCCUAACUGUCCUUUAAUAUCUCAAAAGUUUUAUUUUGAGACUAGUGGAUAAUACGUUGCCACACUAUUCUUGUAUUGAUAUUUUUCUUGUUUCCCCUUUUGUUAGCUUCACCUCCUCAAAUUGCGCGCUCAAUGAUGUAAGCAUUGUGCAGAAGUUUGGUUCGUGGUCCGAGGGCGACAAAGGUAUUGGUAAGCGUAUGCCAUAUCUGUCCACUGAUGGUAACUUACUGCUUUCAACUUGCGACUGUAAAAGUGGCACCACAUUUGGGACGGUGGUGUCUCAAGCCGCUGAAUAUCAUCCAGCUCACUGGACAAGUGGUGAUGCAGAGAACCCAGGCAUUAUCUGGUAUUGGAUUAAAGAGUCUACGACUAUGCUGCAAGGUAUGGUGUGCAUACAUGAAGAAUUCGAUUUGAUAAGACGUUGUUGUAGCCUGUACUUGGGCUUCGCCACGGUUUUGUUUAGUUCGUGCAGCCAAAAUCUAAGCAUGCGCCUGUAUAACAGGAGCAAAGUUCAGAAUUCAACACUUGACUACUAUUCUACAAGGCUAGGAAGAUUUUGAAUUGUUGUACCUGCGAUAAUUUAGUGGCACAUUGAGAGGAGAAUGCGAGACCGAUGGCAUCUUUGUGUUCAAAUGACAAAGACGCUCUGCAGGUUUAGACUUGGACAUCCCAGACUAAGCCUAAGUAAUAAAACGAUUGUAUAGAGCAAACAGAAAACAGACCUUGUUUGGUUUUGUUUUCAUUGAUGUAUCAGCAACUUUAAAGCAUAGAAAGUAACCCAAAGUUUAGUGUUUCGCUUGGUGGAUUAUUUAUUUUCUACACAACGAGUUUCAAAUCUUUUCAUAUAAUGAGCGGUAUUUUUGGAAUAUAAUGAAACAGGUUUCCAAAAUACAUGUAGCACGCAUUGUGCUUUUCCCCCAGUUCCUUUGGCAGUCUGUCAUAUCAAGUUUCCACUGCAUUUUCUUUCUGUUAAUAGCAUCCUUCAGUGGUGUUUGAUAUUGUUCAUUUAAUUUUUUCUUCACUUCCUUUUUCUCUUUAUAGCUUCAGCUGGUGGGAAACCCGACCCCAUGUGUCCCUCUCCAGGUAUGCAAUAAAAUAUAUAAAAAACGUAUAACAAAGAAGUCUUCCCCAUCCGGUUUCAUAAUCAUAGGAGUUUGUCAACUGUGCUGUGGACUAGACACUCUUCCGAAUAUUUUGAACAUCAAAUUUAUUAUUCGGAAUUGGUCAGGUCGUCUUUGGCAAUCCUGGUCUUUCCAAAAGAAAAAUAUCAAGGCUUCAAUUGGUAAACGUUGACCUGUAUACUUCCCAAAAUGCAUAGUGAACCAGACCGUAAUUUCUUCUUCAUUUUGCAGUUCCAGGAGGUUAUAAUGAAUGGAGUCAGUGGUCUCCGUGUCCAGUGACUUGCGGAGGUGGUAAUCAAGUAAGGACAAGAAACUGCACAAACCCUGAACCGCUCAAUGGUGGUACAGACUGUUCUGCAAUUGGGGGGAACCUGGAAAAUAAGGUUUGCAACCCACAAGCGUGCCCAGGAGUGAAAGGUAACAGUUUUAGAAUCAUGCAUACUAUUGAUCUAAAAUGAGUGAUUUGAUACUUUGAUACAAUUUGAUACGUAAUUUUGCCUCAAGCACUUUGGCUUGGAAACAAGUGAUCGCGUGGUGACUGUCUCACAUUCGUUGCCUGCAGGCUCCUAACGGUUUAACCUGUUCGAAUUAAAUUAUUAGAAUUGUUGUCACCUAUGAUGUCCCCCAGUAAUUUACUGCCAAGCACUGGCACUAAAUUCAUAGCCAAUAGCCCUCAUUAGAAGAAGUGUUCGUUUUUCAGGGAUACAAAAUAUCUAAAGCAGUAUAUGUCUUAACCUACUUUCUUUAAAACGGACUAACAAAAGAUGCCUGUCAUCAGCUUCUCACAUCCUGUACACAUUUUUUUUUUGUAAUCACUCACUUGACCAUUGCACAUGAGUUUUUUUUCUUUUGCGUGGUUUUCCUUGUCAGCCUUUUUCCAGGCUUGUGUUUGCUCAUCUAGACAAACGUUUUCUUUGAUAGUUGAUGGAAAAUACACCGAGUGGAGUCAGUGGUCAGAAUGCACAGCAACUUGUGGAGGAGGAACCCAAACACGCCAUCGCUCCUGCACUAAUCCCCCACCUCAGAAUGGCGGGAAAUCCUGUCUUGAUCAAGGACUUGGUCCAGCGAUUGAGACCCAAAGCUGUAAUGUCCAACCUUGUCCAAGUAAGUGACACCGUUGUUGAAAGUUAUAGAACGUUUUCACUCAAGUGAAUUAAUUGCAGCAAAAGAAAGCGUUUACUUUCGAAAAGAGUUCAACUCCCAAAGGAUUCGUUUUUAACAUCAACAUGGCCGCCGUUUCAUUGGUUUGGGACACCAAUAUGGCCGCCGUGACGUCAUGUGUGUGAAAAGGGUAUAUAAAUAUAUAACUCAAGAAUGCUUCAAGUGUCACAUUUAUGCCUUUAUGCCUUCCUGCCUUCCAAGUCCGUUGUAGAGACAUGUGACCUAGUUCUUUAACUCCUGAGUCUCUGGAUGGAAUCCUAUAUUGAUACCCUUCAAAUGAAACCUCUUCAGCAUACUUUCACAUGAACUAUUUUGUAGGACGUACAGUGUGGUUCUAAUUCGUCAGUCCGUGGAUGAAAUCCUGAUAUCUUCAAUGGUACUUUCACGUGGUGCUCGUAUUUUGCAUUUUUUGAAGGAACUAACAAUUUUCAAAGCUAAUUGUUGCUUUCACUGAUGGUAUUUUCAGGGAGUUCUAACUCUUGACAAAAUAGAGACUCUGCAAGAAGUAGCUUGAUAAAUACAGAUUACCAUAAAAUUACACACCCUAAGAGCGUAAUAUGAACUCCUCGCCGGAAAAUCCUGUCCGUAAAAAAACGCAUGGCGACGAGCAAUACUACACAGGAGAUCUCGCUUUCCGAAGACUAGAUUAGGAUUGUGUGGUGCUGUAGUUUCGUGUUCACUUAAGCUCAUGUUAUAUAUUACUUUUAUAGGCGUUUGUGUACCAGCUUGUCAAAAUGGUGGCACUUGUGUAAAUUCCAAGUGUCAGUGUAGUCAAGGGCUUUAUGAAGGAAACUACUGUCAAACAGGUAAGAAGGUUUAAGACAAUUUGCGAACUUUUACUAUUAUUUGUUUUGACUUCUGAUAGGUUUAUCUAAACGCCCUCGUUACAACAAGCUCAAUUGAAAACGUUUCACUUAGGUACACCUUGCUAUCCUAAACAAUACUCUUAGUUCGGGCGAUUCAAAAUCCACACAAGUCCUUACCUAUAGAAAAGAGAUCGAAUACAAGAUGAAUAAUUUUUUAGCAAUAGUUGCCAUACACAUGAUAAGCUUAAGCGACAAGUGACAAUGCCAAAUCUAGAAAGGACUACGACUACGAGGCACUUCAGAGAACCGAAAGUUUACAAUAUCUCCAGUCCGUUAAGUCUUAUGUUUGGUAGUGCGUUCUAUUGCAGGUCUAAGAUUAUACAGACCAUUGAUUACCCCAGUUUUGAGACAUAAGAAUGACAAUAGAUGUGCAUAACCCGCUGUUUUCUUAUCUCAUGCAGCCAUUUGUAAGAUCCCUUGUCAAAACGGUGGAACAUGCGUUAAACCCAACCAGUGUCAAUGCCCGCCCGGGUACAGGAAUAUUUCUUGUGGCCAACGUGAGUAUACACUUCCGCUAUUGGCACUGAGUACAGUGAUUUUGUUACAAAUUGCUAUAGUGAGUCCUGGAACUCAUUUCAUGAAAAGUCGUGAGUCCCAGUGCAAAAUCAUUGAGUUCCAGUCGAAAACCGAUGAUUUUAUUGGGAUAUUUUCGUGGGAUCCCUCCAUUUAUUCCAUCAGAAAUUACUUCUGGACCUGCUUUUAACCGCAGAUAACAUUGCUCUCUCUCGACAUAAAAUACGUUUUUAGUACAAAUUGAAAGUCACAUACAGGAUACUUCUUCAAAAUCAUCUUUAGGUCGCUCGAUUGUUCUUAGCACCCUAGCGGACGGUGGCGUUAAAUAUUUUUGCGCCCUUGGAGACUUUUGCGUCAGGGACUUGGGACAGGAAAUUAAAAAAUCACUGCUGAGUUUUGCUUUAUAUAUAAUAAAUUACUGACAUAUAAUCGGUCACUUGCUUUGUCCAUUUCUACAGCUGUUUGCCAGAAAUUCUGUCAAAAUGGUGGAAAAUGCAUUGGUCCAAACAAGUGCCAAUGCCAACCGGGAUAUUCCGGACAGUGGUGUGAAAUUUGUAAGUACCAACAGGUUAUAUACCAGCGGCAUAAUAUUUCUUAAGAGUGGAGCUCUUUAUAGCCCUAUUCACGCAAGCAAGUCAGUAUUUGUGUGGAAGUUUCACUUAAAGAGAAGCAUACUGUUUUAAUUUGCAUACCAUAAGAGCGCCAUUUUUAAACUCCUUUGAUUUGGCCAUUUUUUACUAUGGCGUCAUUUUGCUACGACGACCAUAGAAUCCUUUUUGUUUUCUCUUUCGUAUUUAAAUUUGGUAAUCCCAGCGAGGUUUAGAUAACAAAAGCCCUAGUUUGCAUAAGUAACCAAAACCCUGAAGGAUUCUGGUCGCAGUAGUAAAUGACGUCAUCAUGUCCUAUUAACGAUUCGUUGCCUAGGCCAGGUCAUGUGGCGCUUUAUGUCAAUACCUCCUCUUUAUCGUGCGGCGCGAUUUAAGGGCAUCAUCUAAGCGUUAUGAAAUACCGCUGAUUUAACUCCCUAGGAUCGAAAAAUAUACUUCUGAAAACUGACACUUGAUUGGUUUUGUUAUUUUCCAGCUACCUGCAAACCAGACUGUCUUAAUGGUGGCACCUGUGUUAAUAGUCAGUGUCGGUGCGCUGGCGGUUAUUCAGGACCUUACUGCGGCAUAGGUAAGGCAGGAAAACUUCAAUGGUCAAAAAACGUCCUUGGGACAAUAAUGCAAAGCCCCAGUCGCGUACGCAGCUCUUGGUUUGCUUGUCACGCAUUGCUUCUUCCCAGCGGGGAUGAAACCUUGCGUGACGACACAAAGAGUGCUUCGUAGAAGACGGCAAUUUCAGCGUUUAACGUAAUUUUUAAGAAAGAAAAUUCAGAAAAUAUUUCACUAAAUGUUUCCUUGAAAAACGCACGGCCAGUCAGUAGCGAUGACUUCUUGAUUGCGCAAAUAUCAAGUUAAAAUUAUUCUUUUACUUGUCACGCUGUCUCAUCGCUUCGUCCCACGUGACGCCACAAAGAGCGCUGCGAAGGAGCUGAGCAAUGCUCUCAAUUAUUUGAGAAUUUCAGCGUUCACUGUAACUUUACAAAAAAAAAAUCGGAACAUAUUGUACUGAAUGUUCGCUCUAAUAGUCAAUAACUUCUUGAUUGCGCAAAUCUCGGGUCAAGACUAAGAGGUACCUGAUUUCGUUUUGUCAUGUGUUGGUGUCUUAUGACAGUAUCCCAAUGCAACAUUGGAAAGCCAGAAGGACCCUGUCAAAUUGAUGUUCAACAGGAAGUAAACAAAGCCUCUGUUAAUGAGCAGAGCUCCCCAUGUAUAAGCUUCUUAAAGGAGGUCUUGGCUCACUGCAGCUACAGGAACUUGUCCCAUUUCUAUUCAAGAAAGAACUGCGAGCAAGUUUGUGGUAAGUUACUUGUAUAGUCCAAUCCAUAUCAUAAGGACCCAUUUUAUUCUUUAAACCUCAUUAUCCACAAAUAAAUUCUCCACACUGAUCUCCAUACAUUCCCUUAAAGAAAAGGUUGAGAGAAUUUGAUAGAUCAGAGCAUUUUCCCUUUGGUGAUCAUUUCAUCAAUAAUCUUAACAUUUUCUCUCGAUUAAAUAUCGAUAUUUUUAGGAUACUGUAAGAGAGACGACAUAGAUACUAAAAAUACAUUAGUUUGGCGGAUAUAACUAUUUUCGAUUAAAUAGCCAAGAAGGGUCUAGUCGCUAGGAAUUUAUUCUCCGUUUUGUUUUUCUUUUUCAGAGCCAAAUGUAUGCCAAAAUUUGUGGAAUUCUGAUCAGUGUAUUAAUGCAGAAGUGAGAUACUACUUUGACGCCAAUCUUAAACAAUGCAGACCCUUCAAGUUUGGAGGUUGCCUUGGCAAUGAAAACUUGUACGCUACAGGAAUAGAAUGUCAAACCAGAUGUACAGGUUGGUGCUGCUGAAAUUUACCGUGCUGUGGAAACCCCUUACGCUGCCGUUAUUUGCGUCGCCACGCAACGCUCCCCCUCCCCCCACCCCUUUAGCGCGCCAACCCAAUAAUACGAACCUUAAAACGACGGUAGCGACGAUGAAAACUUUACUACAAAAAUGUAUUUUGAAAACCACUAACUGAAGGAAAUAUUGGGAAACUGCCCACCUACCCCUCCCCUAAGCCAACAUUAACACUUACUUCUCACUUGGGGCAAAAUGUUGGCUUAGGGGAGGGGUAGGUGGGCAGUUUCCGGGGAAACGUGUAAUGAUCCAAAAUUUUCAUGUCACGACCCUUGAGCGAAUCCAACUCAAGACCUCCUAGCUGCAGAAAGACCCAUGACAUGCUUGGCUCGGAGCAUCUAAAGUCGAACUCGAGAUUUCCUGAGCGUUAAGGCAAUUAAUAAUGCUUUGAAUAACUUAUACAGUAUCAAUCAUUAAGUGUGAGAUUUUUUUGAUUCGUCAGGAUUAAGGCCGACAGCUGUCACUCCAACAGGUCCAGGGCCGAAAGGUGAGUGCAAUACGUGAUAGGUGACAAGGAAUUUUAGUUCAUUUUGCCGCCCCACAUCUACGGCGUCAGUCAACUAUCCCAUUGUGUUAGUAUCGCCAAUCAGUAAAAUUUGUAUCAUUCACUUAUCUUUACUGUACAUUCACCUGUGUUUGAAAAGAACGUUUUUAGCACCAGCUCAUCCCCAAAAAGUGCCGACUCCUUCUGCCAAACAAUCUAAUAAGGGGCUUAUUCGAACAAGGUCUCAUUUUGUUAACGCUCACCACAGUUAAUAAAUGAUUUCAACAUGAUCGUUUCCAAGGCCAUGCACUAAGAAAACUCCUAGUUAGGUUAAUGCUCUGACCUGUGAAAUCCAGUGUGCGAUUUCCAAGCAGACCAAGAACAAACGUAAGGCACCACGCGGCACCGGGUGCUGACAGGGUAUAGCCCAGCCCUUGUAUCUCACCGAAAGGUUGACACCAUCCAGUGACUGUUGGACAGACGUUUUUUUAGUUGAUUCCUGUCAAUGUAAGUUUUAUGUUUUCCCUGACUGUUUUGUGUUCUUUCUUCAGAGCCGCCCGUCCCUGCAAGUUACUACUGGUAUUUCUUGUCCAUCAUAAAGAAUCAGAUAGUAGGCAGUCCCCCAUUCGUUAUCAACGGGAAAGCAACCCUUUUGAACAUGGGCUUCCGAUUGUUCAACACAACUUGGCUUUCUACCACAAUUUCCACUCAAGACUGCCUCUUAAACCCAGACAUUUGUCAGACGGGCUUUGCUAUUGGGAUCAAGAUUCGCUUAGACUUGUCUGUGAAGUUUUGUAAAACGCCCAGGUAUAUUCUGGACACCGGUCCUGGAGCCAAGGCCCAAGGCGUCUCGCUCUAUGUCGAGGGAGGCAUACUGGUAGCUCAGGUGACGUCCUCAAGAGGAACUUGGCAGGUAAAAAGGUUCAAAUUAAAAAGAAAAAUGAGCUAGCAUUAAUGACCUAUGGAAAGACUAUUUCUACACCCUAUUACUUGAUUGGUUCAUUUAAGUGGUGGUUUGGUAUCAAUUCUUCUCAACGAGUUCAGUGUAUUACCAUAAUAAAGGCAGCCUGUGUCACGAGAGUGCUUUACUUAGCAUCGAGACACUAUGCACGCCCAGAUUAUGAGGCAUUUUAGAGAAAAAAAAUUGGAAAAAAGAAAACAGGAAAGAAAGGAAACUUGUCCCCCCCCAGUGCUGAACGCCUCCCUCUUCUCGUAGCUCAGCUCUCGUCCUCAUAAAAUAUUUUCGCCUGUUUUUAUUACUCAGUGAACUUGAUUCAGGUGUUUGAAAGUUUGAAAGUAAGAGGCAUGUAAUGUUACAAUGGUAAACCACCCAACUGGGUGUUCAGGUUUCUGUUGAAUCUUACUCAAUGACGGAGACCUUAAUUCAAUCAUAUUCAUAUUCAUAGAAACUUUAUUUGCGUAAAAAAUGAAUGUUAAAAAGAAGCAUGGAUGCAAAAUGGGUGCCAUCAGAGAGGAACUGAAUCCUCUUCCAAGGUUGACGCUGCCCUUGUUCUCUGAGAGGUUUAUUGAUCCAGUUUUCUUGCCCCAACCUGUCGCCUUUGUUUUCCCAUCGAUAUUUCAGUGUGACGGGUGUAUGUUUGCGUGGGGGUUUGGUGGUUUUUGGGGUUGUGCCAGGUAUGAACGCAUUGGUAAGUCCAGGGGCUGUCUACCAAAAGUGGAGGCCACUGUUUUCUACAAGUACCCAUCCUCCAUCGAGCAAUGCAGUCGUUAAUAACAGUUUUGAUCAGUAUUUUAUAACGAUUCUUUUCCCAGGUGAAAAUUCCAGCUGCCUUCGAUUUCUGGUGCUAUGUUCUUCUCACCUGGCAUCCAAAAAUCGGUCUACAGGUAUAUGGCAACAGUAACCUGAAAGGAAGCAUUGCAGCACCUCAGAGCAAUGGCGCGCCCACGUCUGUGUACAAUGCUAAGCCUAAUUUUGCUGUUGGACGUGGACUUGCUGAGGCACCGGAGAAAAUGUGUGGUUUAGUUUACGUGUCAUCUCUUGCCGUCUUUAAGCAGUUUCUCACACAGGAGUUGGUCAACAAGGUUUUUGGUUUCUUCUGGAAGAACAGUGAGUAGAAGUUGAUAAUGAAGUGACUUUGUUUUAAACUAAGGGGCCCUUUUCCUUGAAAAAAAAAUUAUCAAAGUUAAGAUGUGGAAUGGUCGGAAAAGUGUUAAUAGGUAGGCCGGGCUUUUAUAGCGAUAGUGAAUAGAGUUGUUUAUCAGACGAUUGCACAAUAAUCGCCUGCUGAGAGAUGCAAGAUAUGAUGAAGAUGAUGAUGGUGUUGAUUUCAAUGUCGGUCUUUAACUUCUGUGUAUAGAAAGCCUCUUGUAGGCAACUCGUGUAACUUCCUGUAACGCUUCCUUUGCAACUCUUGUAAUCUUGGCACCAAAUGCCGUGUCAACACCGCACAUAGCUUUCUGCACAAUGCUGACGUAAAAACUUACUUCCAGCCACGUCUGAUGUUAUAACUCGACUGAAGAGUCGAUUUCCAUGUUUUUAACUAGCUGGUUUUGUUGUUUUCAGUUGUGUCCAAGCAGCCGUUAGUGGACUAUUUCAUAAAGAUGAAGAUCACCAAUUUGUCGGGCAAAAAGGUUAUUCUUAUACCAGGCGAUAACGACCCUGCCAGCGGCAUGCCAAUCAAUGCCAAUGUUAUUGCAAUUAUCACAAAGGAUGUUCCAGUGGUGGAACCCAGUGUCCCAGCAUUGCAGUUUGCCGUUGUUGAUGCCGAGACCAGAAAGGAGUUCCUCUUGAUCAAUGGAUCGCAGCUUAUAACUUUAAGACCCGUCCGGAAUAAAAACGUGAUUCCCAUCAACUUGAUCAUUGCUAAACCAAGUAUGUCACUGACUUAUCUGGAUUAUUGUUGUUAUCAGACUUAUGCAGUUAAGGUAGACCGUUUAAAGGGGCUGUGUCACGGCAGUCCAGUUCAUUUUGUUUAAUUUUGCCAAUUACUCGCCCUCAAUUACUAUGUAAAUUAAAGUAACGAAAGAAAUUACAGGAAUAUGAGAAAAUCAGAGAUCCGAGACAAACAAAUAUGCCUCCUGAACAUUAUUUUUGAAGUUGCAAGCAGAGGGGAUCAACUUUGAAAAACUGUUAGGCUGAACAGUUUUCAAAAACCCUAAUUUCAAUCCGUUUCAAUCUUCUUCAGUUUUGCCCAUCCGUGGCAUCUGUUGUUACUGUUAUGUUAUUUUAACUGUCCUUUAAAGUUUUCAGCUGUUGUUUUUAUGUUUCUAUUAAUUUAACGGGCAUUUUGUAAUUUCCUAAUUUGCGGAAUUUCGUGACACAGCUCCUUUAACGCCCUUGUGAACUGAAAACUCAGCAAAACACGUAACCGUAAGUGAUCACGGGCAUUUUUGCCGUGCAUGAUUUUUGUCUUUAUCGAUAGCUACUUUUGCACUAAAGGAUUUAACCGGUAUAUGUCCAAUUAAUUCACUGAUUAAUUCAAGUUGACCAGUUUUAACAAACAAUAGGUUCAUGAUGACUGUCACAAGUUCAAGUUCUUCUACAUGCGGGCGUUCUCCUUGUGUCCACCGAUCCCCUAUACCACUAGUGUGCGCUUACUAAGUUCGUAUCAAUACGUUUUCACUUUUGGCUUUCCGUCGAACAUUAUCCACUUACGAGAGCUUUUACUGUACUAUAAAAUACGAAGAGGUUACUUCCAAAAGAAACUGUGCCUCUGUUGGUGUGAAAGUGAAACAAAAAGUCUUAUCAACGGAGUUGGUAUGGUCAAUUUGCCCCCGUACUAACCUUCUGUAGAGCGAAUCGAGGGAUUAUGGAUCGUAUGGUUUACAUACCGCUUCAUGGAGCCAGAAUAUAAAAUGUAUCUGUUACCCGCUAUUAACUUUCGUUCUUUUUUUUUUUUUUUUCGCAGUUUCCAACCAGUGGUAUUAUCUCGUGCUGCGAGUCGUCAACAUGGCCGACGAUGAUAUUUUACUGACAACCUCAGACGGAGAUCCUAAAGGUGGUUUUGUUAUCCUUAAAAAACUUAUCGUGGUUAUCACAAAGAAGACCCGAUCGCCAUUACCAGUCCGUUUCACAACUUGCCUCAAGAAUGACAGCAGCAAGACGUUUUUCAUCAACUCCAAACCAAUGGUAGAGCUGAAACCGAUCCUGACCAAAGAUACAAGUUCUCCGAUAACUCUCACAGUGACAAAAUAUGGUUAGUAAAUUCUUCAGGUGAAAGGUGUUCUUUGAAGUUAUAUUUCUUUUUUAUGUUGUUGUUAUAGACGUCUAAGUGAGCGCCGAAAGUGAUUUGGUUGCACAGAAGAAGAACUACUUGCAGUUCUGCAAGCCGCCAGUGAAAAUGGAAAGAAUGGUGUUGCAGUUUGUAAGCACCCUGACCAUCCACAAUCUGUUCUUUUCGUUGUUUUGCUCCUCCACCGCCCCCCCCCCCACAAGAAAAAAAAAAAAAAAAAAACGAGUAACUCAGAAUUAUAGGAAUGCUAUUGAACAAUGUGCAAGAUCAAGUCCUAAAAAGCACUCGAAAACGGAUAACAGAGAAGUAUGACGGGCUUCGCGACCAUCCUAUGGUGGGAUGUUGUAUGGGUUUUGUGUCUUCCCAUGAGGAAGCCGCUUGUCAUCCACUCACGUUGAUAUUCACAUUAAGUGUUAGUAUGUUUGUGUUUUCAGCCUCCGCGGUUAAAUUAUUCUACCUAAGCAUACGUUUCGCAAACUACGGAACUCAGAAUGUUCAGAUCACAACAAGCGACAAGAACCCCUCGGCAGGAUUUGUGAUCAAACCACGAACCAUCGUGCAAAUUACGAAGAACGUUACCAACAUGGAUCCCGUGACUUUCUGGGCCAAAGCUUCUGAUCACUCCUGUGUGCUGAACAAUCAACCCAGUUUAAUUGUCAUCCCAGUAGAAAAAAUGGGAAUUUGGAAAGUGGUCAACAUCACUGACAAAUGUAAGUUAGUCAGCAGCUUUUAAAACGGCCAUGGCAAAUUUCCUUAAAGUACAUGUAGCUAUUGUAAGAGCUUUACCGUCAUCUGAACGUUGAUGUUUCAGAAUUUCAUCGACAGGCUCAAAAAUAGGCGUGUAAAACACAUAACAGCAUCAUGUACAAGUUAUGCUCAUGAUGGCUGUCAUGUCGGUAUAAAGACUUAACAAAACUUAACUUAAGAAGCAAGGGUGACACAGGUAUUGGUGAUCAGUUCAAUAUCUCGUUGAGGCGAAAAUCGCUCAAAAACUCAGAACUUUUUUUCCGAUGGUGUCCCCUAGACAGCGGGUUUACCCCUGUUCAUCCGCUUUGCACAAACGUGCUAUCUAUUUAUCUAUCUGUCAUUAAAUUGCCUCCAGCAAUCUGAUGAUUCUUGCAAAUUGGCCAGCGGUCAAUAGAUAAAUAAAUAAAUAAAUAAAUAAAAGUAGCCAGAUAAUAUCAUAAAUUAAAGGCAGUUUCUAAAUGCCUUCAAAGAAGCGGCGUUAACAGUCUCAUUAUUGGCAUAAUGUUCCGCUCUCUUAUUGUUCUUGGAAAUUAGGAGUAUUUUUAAUAAUCAGUGAGAGCAAAUGGAACCUCGCCUCAUAAGCUUGGUUAUUAACAUGACGGCUAACUCGACCCAACGGCUUCAGAUAUUUGCCAGUGUCUAUCACUUUAGUCAUUGUGAAUUUAAUGUGCUGAGCGAACUCGUCAUUUUUUGGGGGUGUCUCAAUUCUCAUAGUAGGUCUUCACCUUUUUUAUUGAUUGCCACUUGAUAUUUUGCCCAGAUGUACCGCCAGUUAUCCCAGGAUCCCAACGGUUCUCUUUCCUGUUGCAAAUAACCAACAACGCCGGCGUGAGAGUCACGCUGGUGUCUAACGACGCCAAACCACUAAAUGGUGAAAACAUCGAACCAAGCAGCAUGAUGACCAUCAACAAAGUCACCAGACAAAUGAGAGCAAUUAAAUUUGCGGCUGUGGAGUCGGACACGGAGAGGCGAAUGCAAAUUAAUGGCAUGGACUCUGUGAGUGUUUCGCCGAGUGACAAACAGGUGGUGAUGCCCUUAGUAAUAUCAGGUGGGUUUUAGACUCUUUGGGCCCGGAGUUUAACCAUUGUGUUUAGCAAAACCGCGUUCUAAGUCAUUUUCAGUUUGCCGAACGCUUUUAUCUAAGCACCAUUUGUAGUGAACAGCUUCAUUAAUAAUGGUAAUUGAACUGAGUGGAGUGCAAUUUGGUCUGAAAUCAUACGCGUGAUUUCAAAAUCGAACAAGCGCGCAGCGCGAGUUCGAUUUGAAAUCACAAGUAUGAUUUCAGACCAAAAUUGCCCGAUACGAAGUUCAAUUACCACUUUAUUACUUCCAUUUUGAAAUCGCAGAAUUUAGUCAGUACUAAUAUUUUAUUGAUCGAGUAGCCGGUUUGUUAAAAAGCCGAAACAAAAAGGCUUUUACAUCUCACUUUGUAUUCGAAACAGAAAUGAUGCGAUAUAUAGAACAAAAAUAGUGCGAUUUAAAACAGAAAUGAUGCGAUUUAGAACAUGCCAAUGACGCGAUUUGGAACAGAUGCGAUUUAGAGCAAAAAAUGAUGCAAUUUAGGAAUAAAUCACACUGCUGAGAGCCAAUCAGAUUGCACGGAUAGCCAGUGAUUUCAAAGUGGAUGUAAUAAAAGCAUAUAGUAUAGACUAGAAAAACAUUUUUCUUCUUAAUUUAACCGACGAAAGAAGAGAUAUGGAGGUCCAAAGAUUUCUUAAACCGAGGUCUAAGUUAGACUUCGUUUAAAUAACCGACCCUUUGUCGGUGACCUUUUUAAGGUACUCGUGUCAAGCAUACAUCUCGAGAAUCAUGAUGUCAUAAUUAAGCCGGAUGAAGCAUACCCUUAUACAUUUUAAAAUUUGAAUCAUUUAGUUGAACAAAGUUUGAAAAUUGAAUCAUUUAUAUAUUCUGUAUUCCUGCAUGUGUAAUAAGCAGUCAAUUGACACACGCGAGCACAGUUCAAGCGAAAAACCUACAAAUCAGUAAUUUCAAAUAUUACAUUACUGACGGCCUAUGCAUGAGCAAAUAGUCUCGCUGCGCACAUUUUUGAAGUUAAAUUAAGUUUCUUUUUUUAUCUCCUUUAAACAGAUGGAGCUGGAGAGAGACCAGGUAAGUAUAUUUCACUCUCUGCGUCACCCUGUUAAUUAGGCUGAUUCGUCAACUGACAUUACCGUUUUAUUGCUAAAUCAGAGUCUGUUAAGGGAAGGGCAUAAAAUACGAUCAAAGAGAGUAUGUUCAGCAUAAUCGAGACUCCUAAAACUACGACUCCAUGAGCGGCAUAUACCCAAAAGUAUUUUUUGGGGAGCAACCACGGAUCCUCUCCCAAUUUCCUCUACAAUGAACGUUCACGAACUUCAUUGAUUAAUUAACAUUUGGAAACUUGUGUCAAAGAAAGCGUAAACACUUGAGAGAAACAUAGUUAACUCGUUUGCCGAGGGACCAGCCGCUAAGUGAUUUCUCAUUAUAUAGGAGAACGCGAAAACGUAGUGAGAUCCAAUAUGAACGCGUAGUAGCGUUCAACAUUUGCAAUAAUAAUGGCAUUUAUUUAUACACAAUUGAAAAGUACAGCAGAGCUGAUGUGGUCGUAAACUCUUGCUCGCUCAGAUACAAGACAGGAAAAGGUUUUCAACCGCCGCCUGUUAGCUCUCUUGGAAGAGCGCUGGUCUGCUGACUGGGAGGUCGCGGGUUCAACCCACGGCCGGACCAACACUCAGGGUCGUAAAUAACUGAGACGAAAGUGCUGCCUUUGUAAUUACUUUCUAGUUUUCUCGGAUAAGGAAGAAAAACCGUAGGACCCGUGUCACAGAGCUUUCACUUACCUGAUUCUUGUGGGACGUAAAAGAACCCACAACACUGUUCGAAAAGAGUAGGUCACGUAGACCCCGGUAGUGUAGUCAAUCUUUCCUGGGUAGGAUGGGCUAUCUGUUAGGAGAGAUCUUAAUCGUUGACAGCGCGCGAACUUGGAGGCAAAUUCCAGUUUGGCAACACUAUACCCUUUUUUUUCUUUUCUCUUUUCAGCAAUGCCACCACUUUCCCCAAGCGAAUACUGGUCGUUCUUUGUCGUAUCAAACGGUUUCAUUCUCGGUAAGACCAGUCUUAAAGUGACUGGCAACUGUGAAACAGUAGAAGGAGGUCUCCUACUGGAUGGCUCCACUGGUUAUCUCAGCUCUCAUCUGAGCAGCCAGAAUGCGCUGGCAAACCCUGGACGCUUCUUGGAUGGAUUCACAUUUGCCAUGAAGUUGAAAUUUCCUUCUGCCGUUCUGCAGUAUAGCGACAUCAGGUAUAUUUUGGAUACAGGAGAAAAGAGCGUUAAUUCGCCUGGAGUAUCAUUGUAUCUGUUAAAUAAGAAGAUGGUCAUGGAGUUGGCAACCUACAAUACUCGCUGGAAGGUAUUUUCUUCUUAACUCAGUUAUUUAUUUUUAUUCUCGCUGCCUGCUUGUGCAACAGUCGAUUGGCGUAUUAAAAUUUUGAAAAAAAUAUAACUUUUGAUGAUAACAAUAGACCCGUUUAUCUUGUCUGUUUUGUUUCUUUUAUGUGGGUCAUAUGUUACACCAGAGAACUGCUUCUUUCAAUUGUAACCUUAUCUGGGUGCAUUUGUACGGAUAAUUACAAAAAGACAAGGGCAGUUUUCCUUGAGAACAUUGUUUGUUUGUUUAGUUUAUUAGUUUGUUGCCUGCUUGUUUUUCUUUCUGGUUUGGCCAAAGGAGCACCAUUCUAAUGAGAACCAUUCUCUUUUCUACUAAAGAACCAUGUCAGCCCGUUGCCGAAUGUUGCCGAAAGUCAGGCGUUUUUGAGAUUCAUGCGGGUUAUCAUACUUCCCUUUGUUUCAAUUGGUUCAUUUGAUCCAAAUGCCAAAUAAUUAUAAUCGGUCUCUAAACUUUUUUUUUUGUUAAUGAUAUGGUCUUCCUCAGGCGGAGACAGACGCCAUCACAGAUCAGUGGUUCUACCUAGUUGCCACGUGGCGUAUGAAGAAUGGCCUCACCAUGUACAUUAAUGGCAAGCAACUGGCACAAGACAAGGGAGGAGUGGGUGUACAGAACAUGAAGGACUGGACACAACACGAGAACUUCUUCAUUGGACGCAAUGUGGGAGGGGCCGGACAGGUUUUUGCAAACUUCUACAUCGCGUCUUUUGUGAUGUUCAACAGUUACUUGGAAGCACCAGCUGUGUAUUCCGUGGCCAAGUAUUAUAGCAGAGAUGGUGAGUUGUUUCAACCUAUCGCUUCCGCCUUAGUUUACAUGUGGCUGGUAUGAUUCAUAGUUAGAUUGUGGGGGUGUUUCAAGUUCUCUCUCUGUGGAUGACACUAUAAUUCCCAUGGGGAUAUUUCAAACAUCGAAGACAAGAUAACAAAAAAAUGAGGGAGAAAAACUAAUUACUGAUACCAUCGGGAACAGAGCGUUUUCGCUCACGUCGCCAGCAUCUAGGCAAAUUCGUUGGAACAAAAGAAACCGUUUUACAUAAGAAAGGAGUUCAACUCCCACACCAAUAUGCCCGUCGUUGCGUCAUAUGAAGACGCUCUUUAGUCAACAGAAAGUGCAUAUUUUCAAACACCCUCCUCCACCUUAACCCUAAUGAAGAAGGGGCAGGAACGGGGCCCACAUGGCCCAACGUCUACCAUAAACCUCCGAAAAUGAGAAGGUCUUUCAUUGGAAAAAGCUUGCCUGAUUCAAUACCUUUUUGGUUCUUUUUCUGAUUGAAUUGAUUUGGUUUUUCCUUUUUGUAGUUUCAAUCCAACCGGCCAAGUUGUAUACCAUCAACCUUCUUGUAAACAACACGGAAGCAGAGGACAUCGUUCUGGCACCAAGCGACAGUCAACCAGCUAACGGCUUCGUCCUCAAGGGUCAAACGUGCAAAAGACUCGUGAAAAGACUUAGAAUACCUUCCCCUGUAAAUUUCCGUGUUUGGGGCAUCACAACUAACAAACCUUUCUUAUUAAAUGGACAGAGGGAGAUCUCUGUCACUCCCAGCGAUUAUGAGCAGGAUUUGACCGAGGUGUCCAUAAAGAUGGUGAAGCCUGGGGGUGAGUAUGUUGUCUUGGACUCAUGUCUGUUGUGGCACAGUUCGCUGGUCAUGCAGAGUGCUAAUGAAACAUGUCAUAAAGACAACUCCCGUUUGACGCAAUACCCUUCUAAUCACCCUUACAGUGCAAUGAGCUCAACAGGCAUCACCCGACAUAUUGGCCAUCAUUCUUUGGCCGAUCGUUCGCCACAAAAAAGUCUGGGUCAGUAGUUUGUUUGGCAGUAAAGUCAAUGACCACGGAUUUCGUACGUUUUACAUUGCAAAAUAUAUUGCUUAUGUCAGAAAUGUCGGAAGUUAGGGAGCAAAGUUACUCUGAUUAACUGCCAAAGAAUUUUGUUAAUGCUAAAGAAUACCCUUUGUGUUACCUUCUCUACCAUAUUUGGCGUAAGUAAACUGAUUUAAUUGUUGACGUAACGUUGCUGAAUAUUUGUUAAAUAAAAGUACCGUAAAAUAUAUUUGCUUUUCAAAGGCCCUUUUUGAGGGGCUUAUUUUUGGAGGGAAAUUUGCGUUUCAAAAUCGAUUGGGCUAGCCUGAUAGUUGGAAGGAAAUUUACCGUUUUUGCUUUGUUUUACUUUGUAUUAGAGGGCAAUUUCCAAGUACACGCCCCUGGGGGGGCUUAUAUUUGGAGUGGCGAUUUAACGGAGGGUUUUUUGCGUUACGAGUUUGGGGGGCUUAUACAUGGAGGGGCUUAUUUUCGGAAUUUUACGGUAUCGUUUGAUAGCGCCGGACCUAAAUCAUCAUUUAGCUUCGGCACAUGAUUGGCGCGGCAUUUCAACUGGGCCUAAGCCAAUGUUGCAAUGUGAUUCUUCUGUAGAUGACGUGUCUCCAGCCUCGAGAUUCUACUUGUCUUUCUUAGUGGAGAAUAAUGCUGGGGUGGAACUAAGGUUCACCACGAGCGAUAAUGACCCGCCUGAUGGCUUCAGAAUGGCACCCGAGAUGACGAGCAUAAUCACAAAGGAAAUUAGCGAUCCUAGCGACUUGUCUAUCCACGCAGUUAUCCCAGGGGAGGAGAAGACUUUAGAUGUUAACGGACAGCCGAGUAUUGUGGUUGCACCAAGAAAAGCGGCCGGAGAUCCCAUUCCGUUAAAAAUUACAGGCAAAGGAGGUAAGAGCCUCGAUUGUUUUGUUAGGAUAAGUACACUGAUUUGUCUUGUCCAUCAUUUUCGUAAUCAUUUUCUGUGCAGUGACUUCACCAAGAACAUAACUACCCCUGAGUGCAGUUGAAUAGAUUUAAUUUGUGUUAACAACAGGGGCGAUGUUUGCUAAGUUGGUAGAGCGCUGGUCCUUCGAGCCGGAGUUUCUUAGCUAGAUCCCAAGGUUCAAACUCGUACUCGUAGUCUCCAAACAACUUUGGAAGAAGUUACUGCCUUUGCCCUGCAGUCGGCUAGUCCUUCGGGUGGCUCGGAUGACCACUUAAAAUGGCGGUCCCAUGUUCAGUCUCUUCAACUAAAACUUCAAGAAAACACUAACACUUUAACAAUCCUGUUAGAAUCCUGACAAAGACUGAUCCAAAGUUCCGAGAGGGCGGUUAUUGUCUUUCUCCAAAUCAAUGAUACAUUGUGACCCUCUCCUCUCUGAGUAAUAUUGUAAUAGAUUUAAUGCUGUACCAUUUUUCCUGUACAUAAAUUUUCUGUUUAAGUUUUGCCAGCCUUAUAUUACAUUGGUUUGAAGAAAUAUAAUAAACGAAAAAAUAAUAAUAAUUGCUCAGGUGAAUAAACUAUAACUAUUUUGUGCUUUAAGGAGAUGCUCCAGAUGGCGGAAUUAUAGUAAACAGCCCACCAGGUAAGCCAAAAUGGGUCAGCUCUAUAUGUGCUGCUAAGUUGACUUUUUAUGAAGUAAGAACGGCUGUGAAAUGUCGUAUUGUUCAAUUUUAUGAAUUAAUAGUCAUUUUCUUCACAAUUUUUUUUAAAAUAAUAACACUCCUACAAUAAAACGAGAAAUGUAACCAGCCAUGAAAAAUCGCCCUCUAACCCCGAUAAUACCUCCAAAUUUGUAUGGCUCGCUCGUAAACGGAGUUUUACUGUUAGUAGUAAAGUCCUUAGUUAAAUAUAGCUGAUUCACUAAAGGUUGCUUUGGUAAUUGUGCUCUGGGAAUCUCCUUUUUUGUCGUGACUCGAGCAAAUCAUCGCACUCUUCUGUAUGCCCAAAUGCCCAAUGCCCAGUUACCAACGACUAAUUACCAAAGCAACCUUUUUUGAAUUAGGUAUAUGUCUAGGAAAAAUUCUUAAUGAAGUUAAAUCAUUUCUUCAUUUCUUCAUUUUCAUUUCAUUUCCGCAGUUCAAAUAUGAUUUAUUUCAUAUAUCAUUAACACUCAUUUCUUUCACGGGAACAUAUGAACCCACAAUUGACCUGCUCCCAACGUCAGUGGCUUCAUAGCUCAGUUGGUAGAGCAUCGCACUGGUAUCGCGAGGUCACGGGUUCAAACCCCGUUGAAGUCCUGAAUUUUUUUUAGGCUUCUUUACGCAAUUGGAUAAAUUGCGUUCACUGCGACGAUCAUUUCUUCAUUUUCAUGAAAUUUACUGAACUUAGUUAACAACUAGGAGCGCAGGCGCGUGUUGUCGAUCAGCGGUCUGUCGUUUGGCUCAAGCGCGGUCAGCCUUGCUUACAUCAUCUCCAUGUGCUUAGAACAACGUUUCCGUGGCGGCCACUCUUUUCGUUUAGCCUUUGGAUCGUUCUUUUACCCCCAUCUCUUCCCUUCCCUCCCCUCCCCCUUUAUUCUUCUACUGAAUAGAUAAAUCAGUGUGACAGGUGCCUGGUUCCACUGGCAAGGGGCUCAUGGCUGGAGGGCGCGGUUUACCAGUCAUGGGGUGUAAGUCUGUCUACGGACUGGCUUUGUCAAAAUUGGAAGCCCCUGGACAUUCCGCGCACCCACCUCCACAAGCGCAGCAGUUGUUAAUUCACUGGUGCCCGCUCGACUCUUCUUCUUCGCACAAUAACACACAAAACACCCUGCAGGGCGUUACUAAUGUUAUCCAUGCAUUUGUCCUCGCAGUACCCAGUAUUUACUUUUGGCGGAUGAAAACCGUCACCCCACAAGGCUUCAUCGAAGGAACCCCGGCCUUCAGCGUACACGGCAACAUUCAGGCGAGUGAUGGUGGAGUGUCGCUUGACGGUCAGUCAGGCUUCCUUACAACUGACAUGUCCAUGACAGACUGCCUUAGUGAUCCGGCUCUCUGUUCCAAGGGGUUGUCACUAGGAAUGACUGUAAAGUUUGACCAAUCAGUGAAGGAGUACAAGGAGCCUAGGUAUUUGCUUGACACCGGCGCUCAGAGCUCGCAGACUCGUGGAGUGUCAUUGUAUGUCAAGGAUGGCAAGGUUUUCUUCAAUUUGGCUAUUUCGCAGAAGACCUGGCAGGUAAGAAGCGAAUAACUUUAAAUGGCAGUCUAGCGCAUCCGUAUCUCUCCGAUUAGACUCCCCUGGUUAAGUCAGAAAAGCACCAGUUUACAGAGUAAGAGGUCUUUGGUUAAAAAGAUCGAUUGGACGACGAACUAGAGUCUCACCCUUCACUUCAAGUAUUGGCCCAAAGGAUAUUAAUUUUUUUGUCGUGAGAUUACUUAAUAGGCAAAAAUACCAUGCAACAGUACUAGCAAAGUGAUUUGAUUUAAAUUGUCAAACCACUGGAUUUCGGCCACACACACACACAAAAAGAAAUUACACACUUGCAAAUUACAGUUGCAAAAGUUUUAUUAAAGUGACCCCAGAACGCGGUGUACUUAGUUUCCUGUGUCACGUUUGGCAAAAUAAAAUGACGAUAUAAUAAGCUCCUUGAUUGCUCAUAUAUAGAACAGGCCUCCCACAUUUUUCCACCGGUCUCUAUUUUAUUUCAAUAAGCCUUGCAGCUCUUGUGUUCAAUCCUAAAUAUUAGUCACCCCAAAACCUUAAGUUGAAAGUUUGUAGUUGGCCGAUGUUAUUAUCAAGUCAGUUAAAGUCAAAUAUGUUUUCCCUGUUUAAAGAACAUUCGUCAUAACUGCUUAUAAGUAUACAGAUGUCGCGUUUUCCCCUCACCUUUUCUCGAAAUCAUUUCUACACAGACCUCUGCCCCGAUAAUAUUUGACAAAUGGUUUUACCUUAUUGGAACCUGGAGUGAAUCAGAAGGUUUGUCCUUGUACGAGAACGACGUCCUCAAAGCAUCAGAUGCUCUGGGUAAAACAGAAGCAUCCCGACCAGUAAACGCUGCCCAGACAAACCUCUGUAUCGGUGGACGGGUACCUAAUGUAUUCGGCUCUGACUUUGCAAAAUUUUCUAUCAAAUCCCUGGCUGUUUUUGACGAGUGCAUUCCAUCUGCAGAGGCGGGCCGCGUGGCUUUGUUCUAUCGCGAUUAUGAUGGAUCGGGUGAGUUUACCUUGGCUAGACGUUGAUACAAUUGUCUUUAAAUAUCUCCUUACGUUCCUACUAUAGAAGUAACCGUCAAGUUAAUUUACGAGCAAAAGGAAGGUUGCCCGUGAAAGGCUUCCAGAGCACGAGAGGUCUGAGAUUCCAGUGGUUGGCAUUCGCAGUUGUCUGAACGGCAGUGACGCAAAGUUUCUUUUGCUGGAUUUUGACUGAACGCCUGUAAGACAAAAUCCGUACCAGCAGGAACUAUAAUUACCUCUAGGCUUUGCGUGAAGAAGAAUAGAAGUCCCUUCUCUUCUGUGCGUGCGACAAAUGGCAUUACUAUUUAAAUUUGAAAUUAAAUAUGCUAGAGUUAAAUCCUUUGCACAUCUCCUCCCCCCUUUCUCUCUUACUUGUCUUUCUCCUCUGCCAAACAACCUAAGGGACCUUUUCAAAGGCUAAAGCAAUUACUGAAAGCUAACAGUUCUAUUAAUUUGACAGAAACAACGUCAAGCAAAAGACUAUAAAAAAAAGAGUAUUGAACUAUGCAUAAAUGAAUGUUCUUUUUCUCUUGGUUUAGGAGCCUCAGCGAAAUUUUACAUGGUCCUAGAGGUGACAAACCUUUCGAAGAAGAAAUUAACUUUGUUAUCUUCAGACCACUAUCCAACGCAAGGGUUCUCGAUCAAAUCAGGCGCUGUAGUCAAGAUCAAGAAAGCUGUGUCCAGACCCUCCGCGGUUAUCUUUAAUGCACAAGACGAUGGUAGUAAAGAGCCUCUGUAUUUGAAUGGCCUUCACAAGAUUUCAGUCACUCCUUCUUUAUCUCCGCUUCAAGUAGUCAAACUAAUCGUAACGGGAGAAGGUUGGUAUGGUCAUUUUUUGCUGUCUUUUCAUUGCUUUUCUUUUCCCCAUUCCAUUUUAUUCCACUUCUAACCAUUCCAUUCCAAUCCGUUCUAUUUCUUUCCACUCCCUUCGUUUAAUUGUGUCCAAUCCUAUUCCUUCAUGUUUAUUUGUUUCCAUUCGUUUCUCUCAUUUUCGUUUUAUUGGCAAGUCCAUAACAACCAACAUGCAAAUCAAAACAGGUUUUAGUCAAUGAAGGAAUCAAUAACCCAAAUUACACUCAAUCUCGACAGAACAGUGGCGAUUCAUGUCACCAGGCGGGCAGCCCUUCACAUCAGGGUUCGUACAGAGUCUUGAACUCUUGAAAAAGUCUUGAAAUUUGCCCAGCAAUUUUCGAGACCUGGAAAAAGUCUUGAAGAAUGGUAGAAAGUCUUGAAUUUUGGAUCCAAAAAUCUGUACGAACUCUGUUACAUGGUCUUUUAUUUCGUCACAUCUUCUCUCCUGCUGUUGUGUAACGUUUGCUUCUGUUUGAUAACCCAAUAAAGCUGUUAAGCACUAAAAAACGUGCAGUUUAAUAUACUUGAGUUAAAUUUGAUUCACCAAACCUAUCGAUACUAAAUAGCGUGCAUUUGCCAAUUUCAGGGCAAUCAUCGACAGAACCCGUCAUAUCAGCCGGUAAGUUUGAUUUCUUUCCUGUUUGGUUUAUGUUUAUGUUUUACUUUCUUUUUUCUUAAAGGUUUUCUCAAGGCCCGUCUUUUAAAUGCAAUUAACAUUGCUCCUUUAUACUUUCUUUCUUCAGAUGGAACAACAGAGGAGUCAAGUAUUUCAGGUAAAUUGUAUAUGCUGUUUCCCUUUUAGGCCUGUAAAAUUAAGAGGUUAACGCCAACAAUAUGAACAUUUAAAACAGAGAAAAAAAAACAGCCCUUUUUUCCGUGAAACUUAUGGCCGAAAUGGGCAGGUGAACUUGAUUCCGUGAAGCGAAUGAAAUGAGUGGGAGUGUAAGUUACUCGUCGGAUUCGUCCCUAAACCCCACGUCUCCUUUGGUAGUUUUUCCCUUGUCUUUACUUUGUCUAUGUUAGGUGUGAUCAAAAACUGUGUUGAAAUUUGUCGGAAAUGAGAGAACAGGUGCCCGAAAAUUGAAAGCUUAUUUUUUUUGCUGGUAUUGUACUCUCGGAGGGAGGUUGACUCGGGCAGUUUGGGCGAAUCUUCAUUCUUAUCAACUUGACGUUCCUUCGAAACCCUGGGAUUGAUCUCUACAGUUGCACGGCAAUAUAGGUUUCUGUGGAGAGUCUGUUUACAUCAUGCUAUUUGUAUUUUUUCCUAUUAGCUCCGCCAGUCAAUCCAUCCUUUAACUGGAUCCUCUGCGCAAUGAAUGACAACCAAGUCCCCGGGGAUCCGCCGCUGCUGUCCCAUGGCAGCCUUCAGCCAAUCCCAGGAGGUCUAAGUUUCGAUGGUACCGAAACAUCACUUAUCGGAAAGCUUCCUAGCUCAGCUUGCAUAGUGGACCCAGAUAAGUGUCUAAGCGGGUUCGCCCUGAGUGCAAAGCUACGAUUUGACGAGCUUUCGUUAACUUCUAACGCACCUCAGUAUGUGAUGGACACAGGUGCCAGCAACAAUGGCAAGGGGGUCGGUGUCUAUGUACAGCUGAAUUCACUGUACUUCAAGGUCGCUACCUCCAAUGCAGUCUACCAGGCAAGUUUUGUUCAAGUGUGAAUGUUUUUGUGUCAAUCAUUUCAUAAGAACUGACAAACUGGUCAUUUCACUCUCAGUCGCUAUCCACCAUGGAGGCACUAUGGGAGAGUGCUGCAGGGUCUCCGCUGGUUCAAAGCCUUCUCUGGCCUUUAGCCGGGGUUGUGCUCGUUUAACUCCGGCUAUUUACCGAGCUACCUACUUCCUUCAUACAUGCUGCCUAUCUACCUACCUACCUACCUACCUGCCAUACCCAUCUACUUACUUUUCCAAAUUCUUACCUACCCCAUCUACUUGUCUUUUCCCCUACGUACCGGCCUUCGUUCUCACCUUCUUAGUCAAAUUAACAUCUUAAAUUUCACCUUUGCAGACCUCCAUUCCCAUCUCCGCCAACAGAUGGUUUUAUGUCAUGGCAGAUUUUAGCGGGAAGACUGGGCUCAUGGUCUAUUGUGAUGGUGAGCUGGUCGACGGCGAUAGAAAAGGAACAAAUGGAAACCAUGAAGCGUUUCAGCAAGACGAGAACUUCUUUGUUGGUAGCAGCGUGGAUAAAGGCUCUCAUGGAAGGUUCCAAAUGGCCUCUGUUUCCACUUUUAAAGGGGCUCUGUCUCCAUGGACGAUCUCUCGUAUUUACAGUUACUUCUGGAGACAAGGUGAGCUGUCUUAACUUCCGCACACUAUAUUUUGUUAAUUCUUACACUUAUAGAAGUACGAAACAACCAAACAACCAAACAGGGCUUGACUCUGUUACCCACUCAUGUAAAAUUGUGUACCACUGGACAGUACUACUCAGUAGUUUGCAAUUGAGUGCUUACAACUUGUUACUUAGGAUUUGAAAUCCACACUUAAACGUUAAGCCGGCUUGUGCAGUUGAAACAGUACUACAGAAGGCAAAUCCUAGUGAGCUUUUAUCCGAAUAGCGAAACAGUGAGACUACUAUCACAGGCUCAAUAAAUCUAACUACCUUACACGAGUACUACUUCUAAUGAACAGAUAACUAGUCCUACAUGAAAGUAGUCAUGUACUCAUGCUUAAUAGCCUGACGCUGACGUUGCAGUUGACUUACAGUCUCUCCCUCCUUAGACGCCAGGCCCCAGUUGCUCUAAAUCUCUAUCCAACGGUAAUUUCUUUUCCUAAUACUUAUCCACUGGAUAGUGAUUUAUCCGGUGGUUGGUGCUAUCCAGCAUUUGAGCAACUGGGGCCAGGAGCUUCGUGUGCAACAUAAAAACCGGUACUACAUCAGAGUGCUUCGCAAUAUUUUUUACAUGUAUUGAAACUGAAUUUUGCUUUCUAGGAUCGGAGGGAAAAGACAAGAAAUACUUUGUAAUACUGAAAGUAACCAACAACAUUGGACAGGACGCCGUGCUUUUUUCUAGUGACAAUCAAGCACCGAACGGUAUGACAGUCAAGACAGGAUCAUCCCUGAUGAUUUUAAAGACGAUGGUUUCAAGUUCACCCGUCAGUUUCACUGCUCUAGAUGCCACUACUAAAGCUAGAAUCUACCUCAACAACAUGGGAAAAUUCAAAGUUCAACCAUCGCAUUCCCAUCACGAUGUCACUGAUGUUACCCUCAUGCCUUCAGGUAAGUACUUGAGGUGCAGAUGAAUACGAAUGUUUAAAGUCGGUGGUCACGCUCGCCACCUGAAUUUGUAUCAUAUUUAAUGAUGUCACCUCCAUCAGGAAUAGGUGAUUAUGCAAUAGCAGACGUCACGCACACUAUCUUAAGAUACACACAUCUUUCAUACUCCAAGAUGUCACGAAAUUUAGUCUUACGCCUUCAGCUGAGUACCGUAAAUCCUCUAUUAAGCCCCCUCUCUCAAAUAAGCCCCCCCUUUUUUUCAGGGAAGAAAGUUAAAAAGACCCCCCUCUCCCCUCCCCCUUAUUAUUCUUCACUAAUAAAUGAUAGACUGUAUGUAUAAAUCAAUCACGACUGUAAAACUUCAUUUUGACUGAUCCAGGAUGGUUUAUUCACGUGUUGGAAGGUCGGAUUUGUUGUUGAUCCUCGGCUGCCUGAACUCCAACUUCCCGUAUUGAGCUUUUGCACUUUGCAUUCUAGUUCUUUAUGGAGAGCUGAUACCACCAUCUUCGCUAAAUUAAAUAAGCCCUCCCUCUCUAGUAUGCCCCUCUCAAAUGUGUUUGAAAUAAAUUAGCUCUCCCCGGGUGGUGAGGGGGGUGGUUAAUAGAGGAUUUACGGUACCUUACCAGAGAUCGCCCAGGUUUUAAAAUCUUAAUGCAGUUAUGGACUGACUCGACAUGCAUGGGCGCUUAUUCCAUGUGAUCUUCACAUUUAGUAUACUUUUGCGCUAAAUUUUAAUUGUUGUAUUUCUGGUUUUGAUUAUUUAUAGGCGUAAACAACGAUGAUUCAUCGGGAAUACCAGCUGUCGCCAUCAUUCCAGGUCUGACAUUUAACUUUGAUUUACCUCGUUCAAUUAUGGAGUUCAAAUUGUUUUGAAAAUUUGAAAGGCUCUGUCCCUGACCCAAUGCUCAUUCGGGCAUUUGCUAAGGUAGUACGUGAUUUCCUAAUGUUAAGCAAGGCUAGUUAUUUCCUGUUGACUCUGCUAAUUGUUUUAUCCACUUGCGGAUAGUCCAGUUAUUUUUCAUGAACUCUUCAUGUUUCUUAGAAGACUAGAUUUGGUAUUUUGUCCAGUGACUACUGAUGAAGUCAGCACGGCUCUUAGAAACUUUCUGUUUGCUUUACCCCUACAGCUAGUCCAGUGAGUCCAUUCCACUCCUGGUCCUUCAUCUUCAAAACGCAUGACAAGUUAAUUGGCACUCCCCCCUUGAACCUGUUCGGCACUAGUCUCAUUCAAGACAAAGGCAUGAUAUUCGACGGUGUUGGUACAUUUGCCACCGCUGAUUUACCAAGGAGCGAUUGUUUGAGAGACCCAGGCUUGUGUGUGAACGGCUUUUCCAUUGGUUGUAGAAUCAAGUUCGAUCAAGCGGAUAUGGCGUAUGCCAUGCCCAAAUACAUCUUUGACAGCGGCGCGCGCAGCUUGUCGACGCGUGGGGUGUCUGUGUACAUUGUGAAAGGCAGUCUGUUCUUUGAACUGGCCACCGCUACCAGAGCUUGGAAGGUAUGUUAAAGAUUUUAAUUUCAGAAUACAACUCUCUCUAUAAGACGGACACCUCGCUAAAACUCAGAAUUGGCCCCUAGCCUUUCUUUACUCCUGUUUUAACUCGUGGAUUACGCGUAGCGUAAGAAACUGUUCCAAUUCACCAGGAAUUAGUAGACGAAGAACCAAUUCGUGGAUGUGCGACCUCCAAAUCAUUAGGUAUUAUUUACUGGAAAAGAACACCUGACAGCUAUAAUGUUGACAGAAUCUUCGGCUCUAACACAGUAUUCACAGUUUUCAAGUUCAAGGUUCAACUCUUCUCGUCGCGAGGGCGAACCUUCUUUUUGAGCGUACAACUUUGAGCUCGGUGAAUGCUUCGACAGCGUGCACCGAUGGACAGAUAGUCAACGGGUACUUGACCGAGCAGAUUGCGCGCUUUACUUUAUUUUGUUUUAAAAAGUCGCACAACGAGACCCACGACAAUAACAGUAUUUUCUUCUUGACGGUUAGGUCGAGACCAAGAUAUCACCAGGUGACUGGGUUUACGCCGGCAUGACUUGGAGAAACAAUUUUGGCCUUAAGCUCUACAUGGAUGGCAAAGAAGUAGCGUCUGAUGAUAAAGGAAAAGAAAUCAAUCUUGAGCUCAGCACGAACAAGCCGAACCUGUGCUUUGGACGUGACGUACAAGGCGCUGGCCACUUUGCUAAAUUUUCCAUAGGUUCUUUCUCCACGUUCAACACAUUUUUGACUCCGUCUAUGAUGUCCAAUGUCUACACUUUCUUCUUCAGAAGCGGUAAGUACCACAUAAUUGUUACCUGGGUUCGAAUCCUAGGGAUGAUGCUCGAUAUACCCAGUCAAUAUAUGCACUAUUGUGUCGUUAUAUUGUGUGAAGUUUACUGUGUUAUUGUGUAAAGGCCAGGGAUCAUUGUUGUGUUCUAUGUGACGUAUCUUGAGACUUGCUAUUCACUCGGUACAUGGUGCACCAGCUAAUCCUAGAGGCGUCGCCUUAUGUGGUUUGAGUUUGUUGUCGGUUCUCUCGUCCUUGCUCCAAGAGGUUCUUCUCCAGGUACUCCAGUUUCCCCUCUCUUUAAAGGAGCUGUGUCAAGAAGUUUAUCCAAAUUCAAACUGCGAGAGCUGUCACCAAAUUGAGUGAAACAUUAAAAUAACCGAUCAAAACAUUGAAAGAAGGUAUAAAUAACACAGCAAAUUAAUGCAAAAGAAGGCACUGAUGUACAAAACCUGAAGAAAAUUAAAACGGAUUGCUGUUGUAGUUUUUUAAAAACUUGUUAGCCUAACAGUUUUUCAAAGUUCAUUUUUUGUUGUUUGUAACGUUUGAUAUAAUGCUUUGGCAGAGAUAUUUGUUUGAUACGAAGCUGUGUUUUUUGUCAUUUACGAGUAAAUUUCACGGCAAUGUUAACCCAAUGAACUAGAAAGCCGUGACACUUGCAGUUAAGACAAACAGUCCCAAAUUCGAAUUCGAAACGGAAUGGUAGACGGAGAACCAAAUUGUGAAUGUACUGGCCCUGAGUAUUUAUGAAUUAUUUUAUCAUCGUCAUUAUCGUUAUCACAAUUCAGGUUGUUGUUGAACUAGCUACUGUUGUGUUUGUUUAAGGUAUGCCUUCCUGGGUGCCCAGUGUAAUCAAACUCAGAGUAAAGAACACUUAUGACAAGGAUGUACAGCUCAUGUCCAGCGAUGAUAAACCCGCCAACGGCAUGCAGGUAAAUAUUGUUUUCCACAUGAAUGCUAAGAUCGGUGAAAAAGGCUCAACAAUCAGAACAAUACAGUGCAAUACGAUACAAUAACUUUUAUUUCAACACGAUGGUGAUUAAAGCGUUGCCGCUUAUGGGGUCGUGUAUUUAAGUUAACUAAACUUAAGCAAUAAAAGUGUAUUAAAAUCGUUUUAGUAAUAAAAUUAUCGUUAUCUUUGUGAGGCAUUUUUGGUGGAGAUUCAGCCCGUAAGUCUACUCCAGACAUCAACGUAAUAUUUGUUUUGUUGCUUAACAGAUCCCUAAAAAAUACACCUCUGAAAUCCGAAAAGACGUUUUUGCGGGACAGCCAUUGACCUUCACCGCUAAGGCGGGCGGUCUUCUUCUGCUGAUGAACAAUCAAAAGGACCUCACAAUUUCACCUGAGUUGACAAGCAAGGGCUCGUUUGUCGUUGUCAUUUCCAAGGAGAAAAUCCAAGGCGGAGGAGGUAAAAUAGUUAAAGGCAAUUUUGUAAGCAGUCACCAUCUUUUUAAGGAUCACUGACCAAAGUCUUGGGUAAUGGUUCGCAGUGAUCGGAAGUUAAUUUCCGUGAUUGUUUAGCUGAAGGAGAGAUAGAAAGCUCUUCGAUGUUAUUUUGUCUUGUAUCGGAUAAUGGAACGAUUUACCUCUGGAAAUUAGAAUGGCCAAAUCUGUGGACACCAUGAAAAAAUUUUUAAAGACGCAUCUUUUUAACACCACUAUGUAAUUUUAUUUACUUUUUAGCAAACCGUUUAAAGACAUACCUUUUAGUAAAGAUUUUUAUUCUUAGUUAAGUUUUUUUUAGUAUUAUACUCAACCAAUGACGUAAUUCUUAUUGAUCAUUUAGUUAUUUUUAUUCCAUCCAUUUUGUAAUGCGCAGUUGUUUAUCACGUCAUGGAAACUGCGCAAUAUAAAUUCUUAAUUAUUAUUAUUAUUAUUAUUAUUAUUAUUAUUAAAAUUAAUAGACAUAGCUGAUGAUAAAAAAUUAUUGGACAAGGGUGAGCGAAUAACUGAGAUUCGUCCGUAAAACACUAUUGAUUCCAUAUUUAUUUUAGGUUAAACGUUUCUAGGAUUACUGGCCCCAAAGACAAGAAUUAAUUAAACUGCGCAUGAUCAGAACUUUGUCGGCAGCGUAACAACUUCUUUUCUAUUGUGCAUUGUUUAUGGGCAGUUAUCAAUAUCUACAGUUACCUAGACUAGCCAAAACUCAGCUAAAGAUAAUGUAAUAAUUUCUUGUAGGUGGAUCCGCGGUUGGAACCUACUACGUAUCACUGAAGAUUUUGAACAAGUCCGGUAAAAACAUCGUCAUUGUACCAAGUGAUAACAAUCCCCCGCAGGGAUUCCAAGUUAAGAAGGGCUUCAUGAUGAGCUUUACCAAACCGACCAAGGGCAAUUCUCCAAUCACCUUUAAAGCCAUGGAUCCUUCUACGCAGGAAAUUAUGAAGAUCAACGGGAAGGAUACGGUUGAGUGUGUUCCCACUGAAGUCAAAGGAGUACCUGUAACUGUGGAGAUUUUUGCUCCAGGGAAGCCAUCGGGUUCGUGAUCACUUUUUUAAUGCUGUCCUUCAUAAAAUUUUUACUUGCAAUCUAUGCUCGUCGUCAGGGAGUUUAAGCAACAACAACGGCGACGCCUACGAAAACGUUACUUAAAAAGUGACGUCGCGCUGCUUCAAACUUUAUCGCGUUUAUUCCACCUCGCUCAAUUCGUAAAAUCUUGACAAUUUUUUUUCUGGAGUUGAAUUCUAAAAGACUGUAUCAAAGUUCAGAAAAAGACAAAGAAAGUCGUUGCCUUUUGUUCACGUCCUCCACAAAAGGUGAAAUUACGCAUUUUCACGUCGUGGUCGUCCAGUGACGGCAAAGAAAUGUACAAAAAAAACGUGAUGCACGUGCAAAGUUGUUGUUUUGCUCGUCUAAACCCAUUGCUUUUAUGCCGUUCUCGUUGACGUCGCCGUCGUCGUUGCUUAAGCUCCCCGUUGACGAGUUUGCUGCCUUGAGCACAUUCUAAAGUAGUACUUUUGCCAAACCUAAGCUUAGCUCGUGAACCGUUGGGCUAAAAUAGUACUCUUUUGUCUAAACACCAUGGUCUUCUUUAGACCAGUCUUGGUGCUAACGCCCUUGUCAAAACUGACCUCUUCUAUACCGAGUUGUUAAUUUUGAAAAUGAAUCUACGUAAAAAACAGGCUUGUAGCGCAAAAUGCGUAUUUCUUCUUAGCCUUGACUCCACGAACUCGUAGCAUUCAAUUCUAAAUGCUCCCACUCGUAAUCCUAAUAUUCAUUAUUGGUUUUUCUUGUCAACACCAGACUUACAGCUGUAAUGCGUAUGCAGCCUGACUUGGAGUUUUCUCAAGGCGGCCAUGUAGUAUAAAAUGUUGUCGUGUCUAUUUUGAAACGAGGAACUCAGUGUUUAGCAAUGUCACACUAAUUCCUGGGAUUCCACGUGUACGGUGUUUGUUCAUUAUUGUUUUUGUUUUGCAGGAGGACAACAGUAUUACGUCGCUGUUAAGUUCAAGAACUUGGCCGGCCGCAACGCAGUAAUCAAGAGUAGCGACCAUAACCCUGCCAAGGGAUGGACGGUAAAAAAUAGAUACAUAAUGUCCAUCACCAAGGGAACCAUGUCUGCGCAACCCAUCACGCUCGUUGCACUUGAUGAAAACGGCAAACCGUUGACUCUUAAUGGCAAGAUGGAAUAUCCUUGUACUCCACAGACGUCCAAAGACAAGCCAGUAGAGCUCGUGAUUGGUACACAAGGUAAGUAGUUAACACUGUGGUCGUGAGAAGAAGGGGAAGGAGCAAAGGCGUGGUACCACGAGAAAAUGGGUCCCUGCUUGUUUUCUAAAGAGUAUAGUAUAAUAUUCGUCCCUGCGAAGAUACCACCUUAAGGAAUGCGGGAUAAUCCUAAACCGAGCCUAGUAGAUUGUAGAGGCUGCAAACCCAGCCAUUCACCUCGAUACUGCGGCCUAGGGUUAAAUACAUAAGAGUCAAACCUAUCACAAGUAGACAUCCUGCGCGAGGAAUAAUCCUCGUAAGUGGCCACUUUCAACGGAGUUUUAUCUAAGCAGUAGAGUUGUUUACUUCGAGACUUUACCUCAAGUCACUUAUUUGUCAUGUUAUCAUUUCAGUUUCAGAGAAGAAAAAAUCUAGCGUUCCUUCUCCUAGGCAACGUAUCAGAGGAAAGCCGUCUCUUUUCUAUGUAACCUUGAAAGUUAAGAACCGAGCGGGUAAAAAGUCUGUCAUCGCUCCAAGCUACAAGGGACUAGAUCAGGGCUUCCAUAUUAACACUGGCUCCAUAAUGAAGAUCACACGGGAGUUCCAGAGUUCGGAGCCCCUCAUCUUGAAGGCUUUUGAUCCAGACUCGCACUCUGCGAUGAUGAUUAACAACCGUAAGAGUAUUAUCGUUAAGCCGGGAAAAUUCAAGGAAAAGGUCGUCGACGUUGUGAUAUCCCCACUAAGUAAGUUUUCGAUUGUUCCUUUAAUUUGCGGUAUAGUUAAAUAAGUAAAAAAGAUUAAAUCUUUUAGCGGAUUAUAAAAAAUAAGGUUGAAGCGGCGUAGUGUAAAGCGUACUGCUCCACCAAGCCUCGUCGCUCGAGGUGCUAACAAUUUUACGAAUUUCCGCGGUAGCCAAUUUCGGGAACUUUGACUGUACAUGUGAUGACGACGACGAUGAUUUUGAUGGUGAUGACCAAUGUGAAUGUGGUGAUGAUGAUAGCGACGGCGACGAUGAUGAAAAAGAAUGAUGGUGACGACGAUGAUAAAUGGGUAUUAACGACGAUUAUGAUGAUUUUUUGUGAUGGAGAUGUUGUUAUCGUUGUUGUUAUUGUUGUUGAUGAUGAUGGUGAUGAUGAUAAUGAUGAUGAGGAGGAGGAUGAUGAUGAUGAAGAUGGCGUGGCGAUGGUUAUGGUAUUGACGUCGGCGAAGAAGAUGACGGUGAUGAUGACGAUGAUGUUGAUGAUAACGAUGAUGCGGAAGAUGUCAAUAAGAAUGGUUAUUUGAACCAAUUUUUUAGGUGGACGGCAAAGAGAGCCUGCUUAUUUACUAAUAGCGUUUUUUCUUCACUGUUUACUUUAGAUGGGCCUUUAGGACCGGAGGAACGCUAUAUAACCCUGCUUCUACAUAACAAGGUAGGCCGUCCCGUCAGGGUUGAACCAUCCAGAGGCCGCAAGGGUGGCUACGUCGUCCCGGAAAACGCGUUCCUGAAAGUCUCUAUGAUAUUCCCUAAAACAAGUGGGAUGCCUCCUCCUGUUACUUUCGACGCCAAGGACCUGAAAACCUUGAAUGACCUUGAGAUUAAUGGUGACGUCAGGAAGGUGUCAAUCAAACCUGGGGAGUUCCCGGAUGAAGAAAUCAACAUGACUAUUACUGCGCCUGGUGAGUAGGACAAGUGAUGCAACUGAUUUGGACGUUUGCAUUUUUAAACGGACGAAUUUUUUAUCGGUGCGACCCAUUUACACCGAACAGUCCAAAUUCUGGUACAGUACUAUUUACACAAAUCAUACAAAUUUUUCCCGGUGUCAGCAUUGGAAUGGCUUUUUUUCAAAUCAAAGGCGCUUAACUGGGCUCUAGGCUUUCACCGGGUAAUCUGUGCCAGCAGUAACAUGUUUAAUUUAGAUUUUGAAAAAACUAUUCCCUCGAUAAUCGUCACAUCAUCUUCAGUGAUGCAAUAAAAUAAUUACGUUAAACCAAUCAGUUAAGUCACGAAUAUAUCUUGACAAAGUUGUGCACCAUGCUUCUCUCUCAGCUCCUGUGAUUAAGCCAGUUCACUCUUGGUCAAUGUUGUCUGUAAAAGACAGCCGUAUACCAGGCGAUCAUCCCCCACCAGUCGACAAACUUUCCGACAGCAGUAUUAUAUUCCACGCCCGCCAUCCACAUUCCCAAGAAAUCCCAGGGAAUCCGGACUUGACGUCUCACGGGGAAAUGACUUUAAUAGACGGAGGUUUGGCUUUCGAUGCACAAGACACCCAUGCCGUGGCUCAAAUCGCCCCUGAUGACUGCGUUAUUAACACCGAGAAGUGCUCAGAUGGGCUCUCUUUCGGCACAAAGCUUAAGUUUGAGAAGCUAGAGGAGGAAACGACACCGCGAUACAUUGUGGACACAGGUGCACACGACAAAGGCAUGCGCGGAUUUUCAUUGUACACGAAGCAAGAUAAACUGGUUACCGUGCUGAGAACUGCUGAUAGGGAGUGGAAGGUAUGGAGAAUGGAUAUGAAAGAACGUUUUUUUUUUUUUAAUUGGUUGUUUUAUAAUAAUGUUAUUAUGAACGGGGGGGGUGGGGGUGGGGCUAAAAUUUCUGAGAAUGAGCACAAUUCCGCGAGACAAACUCAUUCGAUUUAGAUUCCUAUGAAUAGUUGGCGCGUCUUAACUCUACAGUUUGUCAGAUUUUGAAGACACGCUCUCAAGAGUUUUGCCAACCAUUCGUCUCGAACCUACCCUAUGCUAUGUUGAAUUAGAGUGGUUCCACACAAGUGUAACCUCUGGUCCUUACCCAACUGCUUCCAACUUCCCCCCAUAACGGUCACCUCUUUACAGCGGGCCGUCAGUUAUCUUUGGCCUUUUGAAGGGGAGGGGGGAGGGGGCUAUUGUUGAAACGGUUCAACUGUAUUUCAUGAUGACGCAUACAGUAAAACCCCCCGACUAAGAACCUGGAUUUUUCCAAGUUAGCCUAAACAGGUUCUUAUAUGAAUGGCAGUUAGCACAAGUUUAGGUUAUUAAGAUUCUUAAUUAGGUUCUUAUUUUCUGAAAUAUAUAUUAUUGAAGAGUCAAUACUGGUAAUUCUUGCUCAUAGAGUUUUUAUACAGUAUUUCAUUUGUAAUUGUAUUAAUAACAAUUUUAUUUGAUUUUAAACAUUGGCAUUUACGUUACAGUUGGGCAGCUAUGUUUCCAAAGAGGAUUCUGAAUUUUGAGUCUGUAUCUUAUUUGCCCAAGUAUACAGAAUUUUUUCAUAGAUUUUAGAAAAUAGGAACCUCUUUCAAAUUUUAGGCUAAACGGGUUUGUAUAUAGAGGGGGCUUAACCGGCAAAUUUUAGCCCAACAGGUUCUUCUUUGCGGGAUUUUACUGUAUUGGCAGAGUAAAUGACAUUGUUUGGCCCUCAUUUUUCCACCUUCAGGUUGAAAGUCCCGUUAUUUUGAACAAAUGGUUGUACGUGAUGGCAACGUGGAAUAAACACGAGGGUAUGAAAAUGUACUAUGACGCACAGCUACGAGCGCAUGAUAUCACAGGGACACCAGUGCUAACCACCACAGUCAAUCCCAACAAGAAUAACUUUGUGAUUGGUCGAGAGGUGGGAAAUAACGGACCAUUCCACCCUGGAAAGUUUGAUAUGGCAUCUUUUACGACCUUUGCUGGUCGGUUGUCACAAGACGAUGUUAAUGCUGCUUAUAUCUUCUUUUGGAGUGGCCGUAAGUUUUUAUCUGUUGUUUUACAUGACGUGAAAAGUGAGUGGUGAACGCUUCACUGGGUACUUAGCAUGUACAGGAGAAAACCGGAGAUUCCGGUUGGAAAAUCAAAUGGUUCGCGCUAUUCCGUUAGGACCGUUAGGCAAGGUUCAGAAAAUAAUUUAUCGGCUGUGAUUUGUGGCGAUGCAUUUUUUUUUAAUCUUUUUAGGCUUUUCAGCACAUUUAGAUGUAACUUUUGUUCCCAGCCAUUCUCCCACCAUGUCAAAUUUUAUAGUUUUAUGUUUGUGAAUAAGAUUCUCACCCGAUUGGUUUGUGUGAAUGGUAAGCCCUCUUUGUAACUGUCUUAAACGGUCGGUGAAAAAGAGGACAACUUCGCCCUAUAUAUUCCUGACAAUUUCUCUCUUGGCUCUCUUUAUCCUCCGCAGUGUCUGCCAAAAUCUACUACGCUUCUCUAUGUGUCACAAACGAAGUUGGACGGACAGUCCUUCUCAGACCAGACAAGGGGAACCCCAAAGGGUUUGAAAUCUCGCCCGACUCAACCCUGGAGGUGACGUUGAUGUCUAUGUCUACCGACGGCGCUCCUAUUAAGCCCGUGAACUUCAUUGCUGAGGACAAGGAAACCAAAACACAUCUGAGGAUUAAUGAUUUUGACAAAGCGUACCCGGUCACGCCCAGAGAUGGGCGCAAGCCUUGUAAAAUGCUGAUUGUCACGGUUUCUCGUAAGUUGCAAUAAUGAUGCAAAUACCAAUAUCUUGUUAUCCUUUCUCUACGGGCUUUCCGGAAUAAUACUGAAUGAAAGAUUUGCUUUUGUGAGCUCGCAAGAAGAUGAAAUUUGGCUUCUAACCGCUGCCCGGAUAACUCAAUUGAAUAAUCUUUCGGAUCUUGUUCAAUGGGAUCAACACUUUCCACUCUAACUAGUACUAACCAAAGGUUACUAGGGAGUGCUGGCCUGCGUGCAAACUCUCCAUUUGGGAAAGUUGCUAGAAGUCACGCGAGAGGAGCACGUGAAUGGAGUCGCGAGUGCUCCAGCUCGCUCGUUCUCCCAAGGAUCGCUUCGCUCGCCAUAUCAAAUGGAGAGCUUGCUCGCAGGCUAAGGGAGUGCAGGCCAGAUCGAUCGAAGGUCAAAACGCUGUUGCUCCAACGCUGUGCAUUGUGUAAGUUUCACGUCGUUGAAGGUGAAAACGCGCGUAAUCAGGUUACGACUGAUAAAAGGUUUAAACGCUCGUCAUCAGAAUUCAUUCUAUGUAUUUCGCUCACUCUUAGCAGAAGUCUAAACGAAUGCUGGCUACAUAGCAACCACGCGAGCGUAACAAUAACCUGGAGAUUAGGAUUGUACGCAAUCAUAAUAACCACUAUUAACUUGUAAUGGGGCUUCUCACAAGGCAACUAAAACCAUUAAUUUUAUAUUCAUUCAAUAGCUCCGAAGUUACGUUACAAGAAAAUGUGGUCACUUCGCAAGGUGGAGAACGGUCAUUUGGUUGGUGACGAUCCUAACCCAGAAGCCCACGGGGCCGUAGUACCUUUGGAAGGAGGGUUGCUGCUGAACGGCAAUGACUCUUGGUUGGAUUUGGGAAACUUUGAAGGUUUGGACAUUAAAUACUUUCUUAUAGACGUAAAAUACUUAUACGUAUACUUUAAGGGGUUGCCACGGUUUGUGAAUGUCGGGGAAAUAUGAAAUUUCUCAAGGUGAGGAACGAGUCUAGGAAAAUUGUAUUUCUUGCCAAAUUUAAUGAAAAGUCAACCAUGGAACUGUAUAUUUAGGCUCUCCGCGACGUCGUAAAUGUUAUGAAAAUACGAAGAAAUUUUUAUCCUGAAAACCAUUCCGUAAGUUGAGUUUGAUUCUCCAAAUUGCUGAAGAACAGAAGGAUAGAAAUGUCACUGGAAAUACCGAGAUUUACCUGACAUUUUUACAGCUAAUCCGAGCAAUUCCGACAAAAAACGCUGGUCUGUCCAAUCUCAUUAGUGAAGUUACACAAGAAGACAGCAAAGGUAAGAGAAACGCAAACCUUGUGUGACAAGCGUGACAAUGAUUAUUUUGGAAAAAGCUUCACCUUCCUUUAAACUGAUGUUUUUGUAAAGAAAUAGAGCCCAGUAAUAUUAAGCGAAAAUCACGACAACACACGCGAGUAAUAACCUUGUCUCGUCUGUCACACAAACGUUUGCCGUCCUCUUCAUUCUACCUUCCUGUUGCGUAAGCUCACUAUUACCUGGUAAUGGCAUUGCAGAGAACUUUGCCGGAUUGUAUUUACCCGUACACCUGCAAACCUGUUUAACCAGUCUUUUGUUGGAUUUCAGGUGAAUGCCUGAGUAACCCUGAGAAGUGUACCGCUGGACUGACAUUUGGGCUCAGAUUUAAGCUGGAUGACGCUGCUAAGAAUUACAAGGAUGAGCCUCAUUACAUCGUGGACAGUGGUGGUUCAAGUAGAGAGUCUCGUGGCUUCACACUUUUCAUAAAAGACAGUAAACUUUAUGCGGUCGUCUCGGUUCCUGAUGAAGUUUGGCGGGUGAGUAAAGUCUUUUGAAUAUAAUCACUGAAAUGAUUUCCCGAGGGACCAAUGAUAACGUGUUUUUCUCUAUAAAGCUUUGCAAAGCUAUGAUGUGGAUAGAUACACGUGCAAUGGCGGCCGUCGGUCAACGGUUCGCAGAUAACAGUGCAUUCUUAUCCUCUGACGUCAUACACUUUGUGGGGGUGACCGCUUAGAGAGUGAACGCGGGGAAAUGUUUCAUACGUAACCUCGAAGUAACCAAUGUGAUUUCCCACUGUUGAAGAAAUCAAUUCAACAGGACGACAAAGAAUGCCAUUCACUCGACGAUAACGCUUUUUAUAGUUUAUAUACCGGUAUGAUUCUGUUCAACAGACAUCAACAUCUUACUCGUAAUGUAGCGGCCGUUGUCAAUCCAUUUCUGUGCGCCCCAUCAAUUGUAUAUGGGCAAGGUAGUCAAAAUUUAUGGCAAUUACUCCCCUACUCUAUUUUGGUCAAUCACAGUUUCGCUUAUAAGCAUGGGCUUUAUUUUCCGUAACAGGUUGAAUCAGACUUCACGCUCAACGACUGGCAAUACGUAAUGGUAACUUGGGCACGAGAAAAUGGCCUGGCCUUGUAUAUUAACGGUACAGAAAUUGCGCGUGCGCGAGGCUACAUGCCUCAAGAAGGGGACCAUGACAAGGACACAUACACAAGGCUCAUCUUGGGACGUAAUGCUGCAGGAACACCUUACGGUUACACCAGGAUGGUCGCUUCUUCCCUAGUGUUCUUUGAGGCAGAGGUGCCAAAGGAGAGCGCUAAGGACGUUUUCCUGUACUUUUCCAGCAAUGGUUAGACUUGAUUUCUAUUUUCUUCCUUUCGUUCCUUGGCUUUAGUUAAUGCGCUCAUAAUACUCGGAAUUCCAAGUGAUACACUUAAUUUUCAGGAAUGAAUACAACUUGGACCAUGGUUACUAAAUAUUACACACAACGAUUUGUACUUUCGAUACGGUUUCAUGUGAGACAGAAUUGCUUACGUCAAGGAAAGAAUUAAGGCUAUGGGAAACCUCUUGAUUUCUAUAGUGAAGAGCGCAUGGAUCUCAUUUCUGGACGUAACUAAACCAAUGCUGCACUAAAAUAUCUUACAACUUACAAACGCUAGCUAAUGAACACCUUUCUAUUGGGUGGUAACUUUCAGUAUCAACUGCAUACAGUUAUACUUUACACCAAAUUCUAGUACGAAUUUAUUCAGAUGGUCAACCUUUCUACCCUUUAUUCAUGCUAUAUAAUUUCCUCUUUACAACAGCUUCUUUCGUAGGGUUUCCUUUUUUAUGCUGAUGAGUGGUGGUAAGGGAUCUGAGUCUCCAUGUAAAGCACUUCCAAUUUCAAAUCACGAGAGGCCUAAUGUGCGCGUUUUGGUAUUUUUUUGUAUAGUCAGGCAAGAGCAUUUCUAAUAAGCUAAAAAAGUAAAACUGCUGGCUGCAAUUUGGUGGCUCUCGGGAGAUUGGAAAGUGUGCAUUAAGGGCUAGAAGCAGCUUGUACACGGCUAUAAAACCUAAACAACCGCCUCCUUUCUCCUACAGUUGAUUCUUCCUCAUCGACCCGUUUCGUGAAAGUUCGCUUUGACAACAAGGCCGGCACUCAAGUUAAAGUGAUUCCUAGCAAAGGACAGAACAAGAAUGAGGGAUACACUGUGCAAGCCCACAUGACUUUGGAUCUCAAUUUUGAAGAAAAAGGUCAACAAAAUGACAUCCCAAUAAGUUUUAAAGUUGAUAACCCGUGGUCUUCGUCAGACAAGCUUCUUAUGAAUGGCCAGCAAGGUUCUGUGACAGUAGUACCCAGUCCUAAUAAGGAUGACAUUAAACUUGUCACCAUUACUGCAGCAUGUAAGUAUUUGUUACUGAAUAGUCCAGUUUCCAGUUCGCUAUGAUCGCUGCAUAAAAGAAGUGAAGACGCGUUUUUUACAGACUUUACCUUCAUCUGAAGUAAAUAUAUUCACAAAUUCCAUCGAGGAGAAGACCUGUUUAUUACUGUGUCUUUUGUUUAUUUUCAAAUGUCAAACACUUAUUUACUUGCAGGAAUUUGUGAAUAUUUUACUUCACGUUGACGCUAAACCUGUAUGAUUCUGUCGUUAAUGUUUGUAAUCAACGGUAAUUUUUAAUUCGAAACUGAACUAUUCGUUACUUUAGAGAAACAACAACAAAGGCAACCCACAUACGGCGUCGACCCCGAGAUUUAAACCAGGGCCACCUUUGUUGGAGGCGAGUGCCCUCUCCACUGCCGCACCCUUGCUCCCCAUAAAUGCUCCCCUUUCCCUAAUUUCCGAGGCCCUAAGCUGUUCUUUCUUCAGCUGAUAGUUGUCAGUGUCUCAAUGCCUUUUUAUCCUUUACGUAAUCGGAGAAAUCUUACGUCUGCUUUAUACUCUCUGAUUUUCAGUCCGUUGUCUUCAACCAGAAGGUCUUUUUAAAGAUGCUACAGACAAAACCAGCUACAUUCACUGCCACAAAGGCGAGCCGCACACCAUGGUGUGUCCAGAUGAGAUGACCUGGGACGAUUCAAAGAAAUCAUGCUUUGGUGCAGGUUUGUGUCCUGAUCAGUGAGGUACUGGGGAAGAAGGGAGAAAUCAGUGCUGACACUUCUUUGGUAGUUCUCGAUCCUUUACGUUCUUUCACUACCAGAUGUCAUGAAAUAUUAUGAAAUUACCCGUUUCAGUCCACCGAGGAAAACAAGUGACACGUUUUUUAAAACUUUUGUUACGUUACGCCUUUCCCAAUGUUGAUUAUUAUAACCCGAUGGCAAAUAAAGGCGAAUCUCAACACUGAGGAAGGAGAAAAGAAGUACAAACGGGGUAAAGUUAGACAAAUUGGUCGAGAAUGCGUGAUAUGAAAAAUCGUUUAUUUCUAUUCAGUUUUUCAAAGAAAUUUGAUGAGUAUUUUAGUUCCCUCUGCCUUAUUUUCAUAAGCUCCAACCGACUUAGUGAAAGUAUUAUUAAAGGAGUUGUUGUGCAGCCUGUAACCAUGAAUAACUUAGUGAGAAAGACCUUAUCAAUUAAACAGGAAUGAGCAAGAGUUCUGUUGAGGUACAUUUUAGGAAUUUUGAACUAAUGCCUAAUACCUGCUUACCUGUUUAUCGUUGCAUCUGAAGGUUGCUAUCUCUCGACCUGCUCCGGCUGAAGCGAUAACUUCUCAAUACCAAAGACUGAAGUAUCUUCUAUAAUUUGUCAACAGGUCGGGAAUCGACAUUGAACGAAACGGUGUACUACUUCUACAUCAAGUUCACAAACAACGCUGGCAAAGAUGCCGAAAUUUUUAUUCCAGGCACCAAAAAGUCAAACGCCAUUCCUUCCGGUAAAUCUCUCUCAUUGAAGUUCUCCAAGUUCAAGAUGGAGCCAGCGAAUUUCGUGGCGCUUUCCAAACCAUUUGAGCGAUCUCUCUUGCUGAACGAUAUGCCGGUAUUAAACAUAAAACCUGAUUUGGACGCUGACAAGAUAGUACCUGUCACUAUCACAAAUCCACGUAAGUGUAAAGUGAAAAGUAUAGGAGACGUUGAAUUCCAGUUUGCAUCUUUCCCCCCUUUUUGUGUUUGAAGUUUGGCACACAGUAGGCCGCGAUGUUUUGUAGCGACAAAAAAUGCUGAUGCUUCGACCCAAAACAUGGGUCACUUUGUUUCCGCGAUAAAUUCAGCGUCAAUACUUUUGCGAUCUGUCGCGGCAACCAAAUUUCGUCUCCUCAACACCUUCAUUGGUUAUUUCACCGCUACAAAUCAAACUAGAAGGGACAGCUACAAUUUAGGCUACAAAUGGGCUGAUUUUAUAUUUUGAACCAUAAGCGAUAUAGCUUGCCUCCGAACUAUGUCGGUGGCUUUGUUAGCAAUUUCAAAGGCACUUGGAUUUUGUCAUGAAAUAAAAUCCGCCGCCCUUCCUUGUUGCUGUUAAGUAGAGCUGUUAUUAUCAAUUGUUAGCGUUCCCAAGACCGAGAAGGAGUCUUAGAUUGUCAUAGUUUUACCAUUUGCUCAGACUAAAUAAAAUGAACAUAUUUCUUUCAGCAUACUACUAUACAAUUUCAACCAAGACGGGAGCUGUGUAUGGCGGAGGUACAGACGGCAAAGUAUUUGUGCGUCUUACCGGUGACCGGGGAUCAACGGACAAGGUGCCGCUUGCUUCUAAUCUUCCUUCCGGCGUUCGUCAUUUCAAGGCUGGACAGUAAGUAAUGAUUGUAGCCAUUCGGAUUAAUUCAAUAAAACUUUUAUUAUAUCAAUAUACAGGUGUAGCUAUUGUUUUCAAACUCUAAAACAAUAGCUUGACUUGUAAAUUACACUUAGAAACGUUUUCGUGAAAUGACCUCUAGUUCAAGCCCUCUCUCUCCUUACCUUUGUCGUUCCUUCUUUGGGAAGGAGAACUUUUUCCUUUUUCGUAAAUUAAGUACGAAACUCCUGAUCCCGGAUAAGGAAGGUUUUGGUUUUAUCCUUAACUAAGUCGACUGAAUCAGAGUGUUGGUUGUUCGCUCUCAUUGCUAAAAGCCUCCUUUGGAAAUUAUUGCAUCCGUGUUAUUCUUUUGCAGAGCUGUAAUGACUCUCGCUUGUUAGGUCUCUGUAUGUAGCUGACGGUUGCCUCAUUUUUCUAGGCUUGACUCAUUCAGAGUGGCCUCUUCUGAUAUUGGACUGGUCACUAACGUGUUUCUAGAGAUGUACAAUUCUGGACAGGAAUCAAAGAAAUGGUUCUUGGACGAGGUAAUGUAUGCGCACGACAAAAAACUGGGCAAAUGUGCGUCAGUAUAUUUAACAAUUAUUCUUUGAAAUCGAGGUGAAUAGUGGCAAAAUAUUUACCGAGCCGCGAAAGCGGCGAGGUAAAUAUUCCCAAAGCCACUAUUCACCGAGAUUGAGAAGAAUAAUUGUUUUAGUAUAUACACACGAAGUGAUCUCAACAAAAUCAGAAAGGAAACCAUUCAAAAGUAGGAUUUGAUUGACAGAUCAAAUCACGCGUAAGUUUAAAAAUAGAUCUUUGCAGAAUUUUCAAACAUGGCAAUUCACAAGUUUACUCAUUUCGCAAACAACAGCGUAAUGGCUUCAAUGGAAUCGCUAAAAGUUUGAACUGUUUCCUUACCUGAAAAAAAAGUAGAGCUGUGUUGUUUUCUGUUGACUCGCCAAGUUUAUAGCCAAAAGGGCAUGUUGUGUCGUUCUUCGCAUGAAGUGCUGACAAAAAUGGCGGCUCGGUUGCUCGAGGUAAGAUGUCGGUAUCAUUCUUUUUCCUGUUUACUUGAAAUGUAGAAUUUCUGCAAACAUUUCCUUUUAAAUUUGUUUGUCAUAAAUAAACUUCGAUUUUUGAGCCAAAAUUUUCUUCUUAGAAAACGCUGAGUUCACGAAACGGCUUCUUCUACGCGAAUACACGGGAGUUGUAAACAAUCCAUCGAGCACAAAACUCCUGCUACAGUAAAUUGAAAAACGCCGUAUUGAAUCCUUCCACGUCUUUUCUUGCCUUAAAAAAAGUCAGCCCUAGGAUUUUGUCGACUUUUAAAAGAUCGUUCUCUAAAAAAAACGGGAAAAACACCGAGCUCACACAUUAUCCACUCGCUAGGAGGUGAAUAUUGUUGAAUAGUCCGAGAUAGCGAACCAAUCAGAUUGCUUAAAUCACCAAGAUCACUGAGUGUGUACAUACUAAGUCCCAUUAGCGAUCGCGUGCUAUAAUUACGUAUACAAAUGCGUAUAUGAGUAAUGUUAGCCUGUUCUCAGACCCGUUAAUUUCUCUUUAGAGAUCGUCGAGUGCGCGCAUGAAAACUGCGGGGCAUUUAUUGAUGUCAAGUGCAAGGGGAUGUCUUGCGCGCUCGCCGAUUUUCCAAAAGAGAAAGAAAACAACGUCUGUGUACAGGCUAGAGUAAUGUAUGCAGAGAGAAGUAACGUUUGUAUUUCACGCGAGAUUUUUGUUUGUUUGUAGGUAUUAAAGUAUUAUGCCUAUACAAUAGCAGUAACCUUUCUUGACUCGUGCAGGAACUUAUGAGCGCGAAAACGAUGUAUUCACACACAUAUAAAAUUUGUGCACCACUAAGAAUGGGUUUGACUUUCAUGCUCUUCUAAAGAAGUACUUCUUCUUUCUCUUUAGAUUUCAAUUAAGGACAUGAAACGACGCACAUUCAACUUUCCAGUCCACGACUGGAUAGAUACCAAAGAGGGACUUGUUGCUCAAAAGGAACUAUCCCUCUCUUCUAAUGGAUUUCACGACGAUCCUGUGAAAUCUCUCCCUACAUCAAGCCAGUCUGGUACGAGUAGCAUUACUUAGUAUUUUUUAGUAUUUCUUAAAAAAUCUUCCUUUCGUUCACGUCUUUGUUAAAUGAAUGGAAGUGAUCAGUUGGAGUUCUCACUUUAAAGAACGUGAUAGUUAUUGCAAAGGAAGACAAUUAUUCUAGAACAAUUUUAAAGGAGGCCAUGGAAGUCUAAUGCCACGCCCUUUCCUCAAGAAACCCCUCGGCAUAGAACUUCCGAUCUUGUUCUUGUUGUAAAAUUUGUCACGUGGUUGGACUGUCUUGACUGUGAACGUUUCGUGAAAUUCUAGCUUUCACGGUGCCAAGUAACAUAUUUCCUGAAUUUAUUUGCGAUUUAUCUGUAUUCCAAAAAGACAGUGCCUCGAAGUGUCAGUGCAAUCGUUUUUAACUUUUCCGACCAAUUGUAACGUUCUUUUUCUGUGCCGUAGAUGACUGCACUAAUCCAUGCCAGCAUGGUGGGAUCUGCGUUCACGGGCAAUGCUUCUGUCCUUUGAAUUACGAGGGAGAACAUUGUGAAAACGGUAACUUGUUAAACUUGUUGUCAUUCCUUAACCCUUUAAGGUGGUGUUACACGAGACGAUUCGCAACUACGAUUUUUAGCGCAACACAGCGUUGCAACAUUGUUGCAAUAUUGUUUUUAAUGGUUGGAACGUUGUUCCAAUAUUAACCCUUAUGUCCCAAGAAUGAUCAGCAUCUAUUUUCUCCUAACAACAUCAAUACAUAACCAAGAGUAAUGGUAAUGAGAAUUAAGAGAAUAAUCACCAAAGGGAAAAUGCUCUGAUCUUUUAUCAAAUUCUCUCCAGAAAUUCCUCAAAGAAAUGUAUGGAAAUCAGUUUGGAGAAAUUGUGUGGUCAAAGGGUUACAGUAACGUUCUAAUAUUUGUGGCUUUCUCCGUUUACGAAACUUACUGGGUGCAAAAAGACAGAAUCUGGGAACAAGUUUACCCUGCAGUUUAGAACCUUCGUAAAACUUCGCAAAAAUUGAAGACAUAGUUAAAAUAGAAGUAGACAUACGAGAGCCUUUGCACCGUCUUCAGUACGCUCAAUUUUCAUUUUAUCUUUUUGUGUUUCAUCUUUUCCAGCUGUGUGUUCAUCGACUUGUUUUAAUGGGGGUACAUGCCCAGACCCCACAAUCAACAACUGCACGUGUCCACGAGGUUACACGGGUUCAUUUUGUGAAACUGGUAAGUACUGACUUUUCCCGAUACUAGGCGAGUGCAAAUAGAAUGCCAUUAAACGACAGCGCCACACAACACAUGUGGGAGCUGUUGUCUGCGCUGGGAAGGCGGAUCAGCAUAACAGACGAUCUGUGUCUCUGGAGCUGUGUGUCUGUGAAUGAAAUAGGACGCUAGUUCAAAUGCUUUGAAGUAAUCUCCCUGUUUUUGGUUUGUAUGUCAUGCAAAUUUUCUCGUCACUUUUAUUGUUCACUUCCUAUUAAUAAUUAGUUACUUAUCUUACGUUUGAAUUUUGUUGGUACUUCCGUUAACUGUUACUUCUAAAGAUGUAUGUAGUAACAUACCAAACGUCAACUAAUUAUAUUUUUCCUGCUAUGCGUAUUUUUCUUCUGUUUAUCACCGAAGUUUGCGUGUUAUUUCUUAUCAAACUACGAUGACUAAAGAACAAGAGUAUUUAGGACAUAAUCUCCCUUUUGUUAUCCCUGAUGUUGUGAUUUUGUUUGUUACUCCAGCUAUCUGUAACAACUACUGUUUACACAAAGGAGAAUGUACUCAGCCUGAGAGUUGCACGUGUCCUCCGGGAUACAGCGGGAAAAGAUGUGAGAUAUGUAAGUAUGCUCGCAAGGAGGAGAAAAUUAGUCUCUGUUAAGCGGCCAAUAAUCAAAGUCCCGAAAUAAUUGUAGAAAAGAUUGGGAAACUAAACCUCUAUUAAGCGGCCGCGGCCACCUUUAGGCCGUCCCAACGAGAGUUCUCCCAUUUUUCUGACCUCCAUUAAGCAGCCAUCAAGCGCUUGAUAUACUAACUUUGAAGAAGAAAAUACAGUCAAUAGAUAAAAGAUGAAGACCGAUUGUGGACCAGUAAUGAUUACUCCCGUCGCGCGAUUGUUUCAAAAUAAACUGAUGUUUCUGGUAAAGAUUAUGCAAAUUUAUGACAAACCACUAUUAACCGGCCAAACUCCAUUAAACGACCACUUGCCGGUACCCCGAGGAUGGCCGCUUAAUAGAUGUUCAACUGUAAUCAUCUAAUGAAACACUCUGGCUUAUAUUACACAGCUUCUUGUCAGCCUGAUUGCUUAAACGGAGGAACAUGUAACAAUGGCACCUGUGAAUGUGCUCCCGGCUACUCAGGACCCGGAUGUAGUAUUGGUACGUUUAUACUUACUAUAAAGUGUGACUCACGAGCGCCCGCCAGUCGCAGAAGCUGUAGACCUUUUUAGCUUGUAUGUUUCUUUCCCCAAUUAUACUGUAGAUAACUGUUUCAUUCAAAUUUCGUUUUAUUUACGUGCAUAUGUACGCAUACGUUAUUGUGCAAAGGUGCAAAUUCCUCUGAGACCUUAAUUGCGAAAACAAAACAUACAAGCCGAAGAGACCUAUUGCCGCAAGUUUAUUCGCGACAUGUUAUUUUUGCGCGCGCGCUUGUGUGCGCUGUUUUCUAAUUAAUGCACGCGUCCCAGUGUCCCCCCUUACUGCAUUUCCCAUGCCUUCAAAUAAGUUGAAGACAUGGGAUUAGACUACGAGUAGUCCCCAAUUUUUCCUCAGGGAUAGUAGUUUCUCUCUCACCGCCGCGUCUCGCCUUUCUUGCGUGGGGUGAUUUUCACGCGCGCUCGCAUUUCGAUCGCUCUACUAUCUCUGAGGAAAAAUGGGGACUACUCGUAGUCUAACGUGGGAGCCUUAUUAGUGAUAAUUGGUUGAUAAGCUCUAAACACAAGGCUUUGGCACAGUCACCUCAUGUAAGGGAAUCUAGGACAGUCUUGGAUUCUGGAUUCCACGUUGUGGAUUCCGGAUUUCAGAUACUGGAUUCCGGAUUAUUUGUCAAAGGAACUUGGAUUUCGGAUUUCAGUCGUUAGUGGGAUUCCGGAUUCCUUGAGCUGUAUUCCGGAUUCCAAAACCCAGGAUUUCGGAUUCCACAAGCAAGAAUUUCCCCCAUUCCCUUACGUAGGGCAAGCAAAGUUUACCAGCGGGAAUUUUUCAAAGAAAUAUAUUUAAUAAGACUCGUCUUUGUAUUUCUAGAUUUAUGAAUUAAUCACAUUCAGCAAAUAUUUUUAAUGCGGAGACGUCCCUCAUUAUUAUUUCAGGGAGUCUUUGUACUCUUCCUCCGGAUAAUGGUCCAUGUUUGUCGGAAUUAGAAGAUGCACUUUCGCCUUCCAAGAAAUCUGGUCUAACUCCAGGCUGUCUCAAUUACCUAACAGACAUACAGAGAAGUUGCUCUGUUAGGAACACGUCAUCCAACUUUGAAGACUGUACUUAUGUUUGCAGUAAGUUUACACUUCCUUUUCCUUCCAGAGUCAAUUAUAAUGCAGCUUCUGAGCUUUCCUUCUAUUUUUCUGCGCUGAAACUCCUCGAGUCGUCUCUUUCGAUCGUUCAGGCCGCCAUCUUGGAUGAUUUAGCCAGCAAAAGUUGGGGAGAAGACAUACCAAGCCUAUUGUGGGUUUCGCGCGCCGUAUAAUCCAAAAUGCCGUCUCCGUCGAAAAUUCCCUGCCAGCAGAGGUCUCUCACGACGAGGCAAAGGAAGUCUCUCUCCUUCUGCUAGCAGGGAACAUCGAAAACCUAAUGAGCCACUGAAAUUUACUGUAAUUUUAACACGAUCCGAGUAUAGAGACAUUAAAUAUUUCUCAAAGGUUUUUCCCUAUUAAGUGACCGUUCAAACUAAAGAUACGUAGUGGUACUUUCUCAGUUGGUUUUGUUUAUUAUAUUGUACAAGGUGGUUCCAGCUUUUGAAUCUGAAGUCCAAUAAUGUGCCCCCUUGAGCAAUACAUUCACAGGGUUCUAUUUAUUCAGUACCUAGAUCUAACUUUGAGUAAGAGAACAUUUAAGUCGGGGGAUGAAAUCCUUUGAAAGUGUAGUAGCUGAUUCGAGGUGAACGCUAAUCCCGGAGUUUAAGUUUAUUUAUGUUUCCCGAAAAUUCUGUCACUAACUGGUUUAAGCCUGUUCUCGUCGCAGUAACCUGUUUUGCCUGUUUGGUGCCAUGAAAGAGAAUUCAACAUCACAUAUAGAUCUUGACCACAAUCAAAACAUGUGCAGGCUUUUUAUACCACCACCCUCCCCCCCCCCCCCCCACCCAAUCAUCCCCUUUCGCUUUCAGGACUGUAGAAGGGAAUUGUUAGGCGAUAUUCCAGGCCUUAAAGAAACCCUUGAACUCAUCGUCUUGGGAAAACAUGGAUACAAGUUGGAAAAUCCAAACGUGACUAUUUCCGAUGUACAUGUCAUGGUGACCGUGCUUCUUCUCAUGUCUUCAUGCUCAGAGCAUUUUCAUGCAAAAAUGCACGGUUUUGAACGGGCACGAAAUCCUAAUACACACGUGGUCUCCGUGUGCAGGGCGCACUUUGGUCGUGUGGUUGCUGUCACAUGACCAAACAACUUCAAUGACGCAAUAGCACCUUGGCUGCAAGACAAAAGCUCAAAUAUUUUGUUCAUCUUUGCCGAUUUAACCGUUUUUUUUUUUAGCAGUUGCAUGAUGUUUCGUUUAAAGCAUACAAAUAAGGCAUAAGUAGGCUAUCUCAAGUGCGGAAACUAUUAUCACCUUGAUCUUUUUAGACCAAGCAGACUUUUUACCAACAACAUGGGCUCCUGCCAACAAAGCAAAGGUUUUCACACCGGAUGCGGUUUAUUCUACGUCGACCUUGCUUGUAAUAGUUACUGAAUUUUUAAUCAUUUUGACAGAGCACAAUACUCUGUUGUUUUUGGAGCAGUAAAACGUGCAAAUGAUCAUGAAUACUCUGUGGAUUUUAAUGAGUAUUUUAAUCAAAUCUUCCCUACUGCUAACUUAGUGUGCUACCCCAAGGGUAAGUUAGCUGAGACCUCCCCUUGCAUGAUUGGACUUUGAAAAACGGAAACGCUUCUUUUGAGAAUUUUUUUUUGUCAUAAGAUAGAUGAUUGUGUAACUUGUGUGCGUGUGUUUUUUUUUUUCCCUCGUUUGAACAGCCUCGGAAAAUUAAAGGCGAAAUACGCAAUUUAAAUUAUAACGUUUUCAAGUUUACUAUUCCACACAACAGGAAUGAAGUAUGGUGACAUGGGAACCAGCCAAAACAAGAGACAUAAGUAAACGAAUUUUGUAUAUUCGCAGCAUGUUGAUUUGUCGUUUCGUUGUGAAACACAUUGCUGUCAUUCACUUUCGCAUGUUUUCCUUUUAUGACAUGUUUACCGACCAAAUGCUUUUUGUAAGAUAUUUUCGUGUUCCUUGUUUUCCUCCUCUCUUAGUUACUUCAGUAUAGUGACACAUAACGGUAAAAGAGUAGUGCCUAUUUCUGAUGUAAUGUUCGUGUAUUGUUGGCUGAAGUGAUUGAAUUUGUUUCGAUGAUCUCAAUAUGAACGCAAAUGAGGACAACCGCUCUUACUUAACCUCCUUUAAACCCGAAACAUGGUAAAAAUUGAACACAUCUUUUGCGAACUGGAAAGUAGUUUGAACUGAACGAAGUCCUAUUUGUGGCCAUUUAGAUGGAAGCUAUGUAUGUAUGUACUAGGGGCACCCAACGACUCCUUUCUGUAAUGACAGUUCCAUUCAUGUACAAUUUUCGAAUUUUAUCUAAUAAAUAAAUGUCCUGCUAUUUUCUUAACAUUAGUUUUUCGGACUCAAAAAUGUGUUGGAGAGAGAUGUAAAUGUAAAUGUAAACAUCAUAUUAUCCACUCCCCUCAGGGCUUUUCAGGGAUAAUUUACAACACUGGUUGGGGGACUUUGCCAGACUGCUUAAGGUGUAGUUUACAAGUAAUGAAGGAAUGAUUAACGAUGCCCCCAUACAUGAGUGUGAAAGUGAGAUAGACCACUACACCGGGUACUACGUACCCUACUCUUUACGAAGAGUGUGUGCAUGGGUUCUUUAACGUCCCACAGAUUUUUUAUUACAAGUGCAAGGGCUUGUGAGACGGGGCUUACGGUUUAUCGUCCUUAUCCGAGAAGACUAGAAAGUCAAACCGUUUGCAGAUGUUAUUACAAAGGCAGCACUUUCUCCUCAGUUAUUUAAAGACCCUGAGUAUUGGUCCGGCGGGGGUUUGAACCUACGGCCUCCCGCUCAGCAGACCGGCGCUUAUCCAUUGAGCUAACCGGGCGGCGGCAGAGAAGUCUCUCUUUCGUAAUACGUUAAAUUGUAUCUAAAAUUUUCGGGAUAAUAAAACUAGUUAACUGAAGCCCUUGUAAUUUCAAAAAGACUCAAGUUCCCCUAGGAUGACCGAACAGAUACAAAUUUUACAGCGCCACUUAGAAUGCAUUUCUACAGCUCUAAAAGCACUCUGGACAGCCUAAAAAUUGUUCUCAAUGCAAUGUAUUAAGGAGGAAACCGUCGUUGGGUGCCCCUGAUGUACUAAGUAGUCCGUUUCAGUGGCACUGUCUAUCGUUUGAGGCUGAGGACAAAAUCUAUUGUGAGAUCUUUGUUUAAACCUAACUGGGAUUAAGUCGUCUUCCCGUUAUGGAGUAAUUCUAAAGGUUAUCAUCCGUUUUUAUUUUAAACUAUCAAAUGUCCAACGAUAGGGUUUUUUUUUUUUAAUUCUACCCAGUUUCCGGCAAUGUAUAGAUAUUGAUCCGUUGUGCUUAACGCUACUAGAUACAGUAAUAUCAUAAUAGGCGCCGUGAAAUUAUGUGUAUAGCCUGAUCAGAUUUUUGAAUUGCUUCACGUCAAGCCGUGUAUGGAACUGAUCUGUUGUGAUUACAUCCUUUACCAAGUUAAACUUAAUUGAAUUUUUUAAUAAGCCAUGACAUCUAAACGGUUUUGUCAUUGCGUUUUCGUAUACUUCCAUCUCGCCUCACAAAUUUGUAAGAAAUAUGUCAAAUCCCUCAAUAACAGCUCUCCAAGGACAAUUCCUGACGAAGUUUUUCUCUAAUUCGUAUGCUUAACCAUUCCAAAAAAACUUGUUGAAAACUUUACUCAAUUUUCACAACUGAUAAAAUUUUUGAAGUGCCAAUGCUCUCGAAAUGAUACUUUACCCUUUUGUGGUUGGGUGAUUUGUGCAUAAAGCUCUGGAAUUUUGAAUAAGCAAGAACAGGAUAAGCUUUAUGGCUUAAGCAAGAAAAACACUUUUGAGUGUUAAGGCAUUCUUUUUUGUUGAUCUUGUUGAUCUUAUGUUUCUAAUGGGGUGUUAAGAGGAUUAUGAUGUCAUUGAGGACCUUAUCCGACCCUCUGAGAUUCUUUGAGUCUGCCGGGCAGACUACAAAAUCUGCAGGUUCUUAUAAUAUAAAUGAACAUUUUGGAGAAACAAGGACAAAACGAAAUGUUAAUAAGGAGUUGGUUGAGUAGUGUAGAUUACUCUUUUGCAAUAAAUAGAGCAGUUGUCUUGUGAGAAGAUGUGAAUAUUGAAUGGCAUUUUUCACAUACGAAGUCGGUGAUAUUUUCAUUCUAAACUCAAUUUCGAUUAUUUUGUCUAAUCUUCUUGAUAUUGAAGGGAUACCUAGAUAUCGAUGCUUUUGUGCCAAGGUAGUUGGUAACAAAACGUGCGAUUUUUCACGAACCUUGUAGAACAGCGUGAACACCGUAUCAGUAUGGAAAAGAAAUUUAAAAAGCCCAAGCUACUAUCAAAUCUGUAAGUUCAUACGGUACUUUCUCAAAAAAAAAAAAAAUUCAGUGGCUCCGUCUACAGAGUAAAUACACGUUCAUCCUUUAUUCAGAACUUCAUAUCUCUGUGUGCAUAUGAGGUAACUCGUCAUUGCGCAACAGAGUAGUAACCGGGCAAGUAAAUUUGACUCAAAAGUCAUAGGUAACUCGUCAUCGCGCAAGAGACAUAUCAGAACUAAUACAGUAAUAUAUUUGAAUUAAAACACACUGUAAAUGAGUCGAUGAUACUAACACCUCAGGCUAGUAACUCUAUAUAUUGCCUGUCUCUUGUUUGAAUAGUCAUUUAUGUGCAAUUACGUAACUGAGAACCGACAAAUUUGGUGGUGAAAGUAUGAACUGAGGACUUUAGAACACUUAGGAUCAGGGGCACCCAACGGCAAUUUUCGGGAAAAUAUCUGUUCGGAAGACGAUUUGAGAUCUAGAAUUUUCGGAGCAUUUGUUGUAAAAUUUCUUGCUUUCCUUCCUCUCCUAGGAUUUUCGAACAUCGACAAAAUGGUAUAAUUACCCAUUUUUAACGGAUUUUAACCCUGAAAAAGGCCACCUAGAAUUUUCGGAAGCCUUUUCCUAGCUGAAGUUUUCGAGAAGGUAAGUUUUUAUCCCUAUAAUAUUCGGAUCACUAGACUUUCAGCUAGGAAAUCCGAACAGAUGAAAAGUUUUUAGGGGAUAAAAAUAUGCCUAUAUCUACCUUUUGAAUACUAAACUACGUUCAACAAUGCUAUUUUUAAGUGGUUUUGAACUAUAUCCUCGUUGGGUGCCCCUGUUAGGAUGUCAAUUGAAGAACACAAUGGCAGUCCUUCGACACGAAAUUUGAAUCAUUCUGCGGUCACUAGAAAUAAGUACAUUCCUUCACUCAAACAUUUCAUUUUGAUAAUACAGAAGUGGUAUUUCUUAAAGAGCUUUUUCUCCCAACAGCAUUAAGGAUUAAAUUUGUUUUUGUUGGCUCGUAUAAAGAACACUGCCGGCUUUUUUGUAUAGUGAUCCGUCGAGCGAUUUUCUUGCACAAGCCCGUUGUGACACUGCUUGCACUUUGUGAAAAAUACAGCCCACUUUCCGUAGUCUUCUAACUCUUUAAGUCUGUAUUCCACCAAUUUUUUUUUUCCGCGAUCCCGCUCACAAGAAAUGGCGGUAUGAAUUUAGGAAAGUAUUUUAAUUGGAAUGAAGAAAAACGCUCAAGUUUUUAACUCGCAAGCUGCUCUUGAUUCAUCCAAGUUCUCCGCUCGCGCUUUUCUGUCUGCUAUUGUGCCACAACAGCAAUUUCUCUGUCUUUUCCGUUACGUACACAAUGUCCCCUUGAUGACACGUGUGGAUAUACUGCAUACAGUGGACCAUAUUAAGUCAUAGUGAAGCUAGAAUUCUUUGCAUGAGUGAACAGUACAUUUUUCUAUGUAAAUUGGGUUAGUCUUAAAAGUAGCCCAUAAAUCUUUUACCAAAUACACAACAUAGUAUGAUGCAAUGGAAAGCACCGCUUCGGGUGCCCAUUCAGUUUCUGAAGAGUAGCGGUUACCGACUAAGAAUGAAGUUAGGCAACCAGAAAAUUGUCUACUUACGUAAUGUGUGGUAAAAUGUACAAUGUUGCCUUUGCGUCAUUCGGCUAACAACAAAAGAAAUAAAACUCAAACAAACAAACGCGUCUGGAACUUACUGAACACACGCAACCUUUUGAACAAUAUCUAUUUACUCUAUUGAAGACCGCCGGUAAUUGUGUGUAUUGCGUAAUAUUAAAAGGGAUUUUAAGGGGACUACAAUUGCGUAGCUAAACCAACUAUAAGUUAAUACUUGUUCACGUACAUGGACAAGUGACUUCUGUAUGUACUUGUCGCGAGCGAUCAAUUUACUUGCAAUGGAGCAGAACAAAAAAAGGGCUUCCGAUACGAGCCUGAGCCAUUUCGGUCGACCGAGGCUGCUCGUCUCGUACGAAAUUGAUACGAAAGCAGAGAAAUUUUUACAAGGGAAAUGGCAGUGUGGCGAGAUUUCCAGUUUGAGACAAGAUUAGAAGAGCGGAACAAGUAAACAAAAUGUCGUCAAUCAAUAGAGGCCUGAAACAAUAUAGCAGAAAUUCAACUUGUUGUUGCAUUGCUGUUUGUCUCCUAUUAUUUGUUUGACAAAUAAAGGAAAUCCUAGCAGUCUUGGAUAACGAACUAGAAAAUGAAGCAUUUCAAACUUUCACCUGACUGCAAUAACAAUAAUUUUAGUGCAGGAAGCGCAACCACAAAGUGUCUAUUUCCCAAAUCCGGAUCGGACCGUGGUCUCUGAUAACCCUAGCUUAGCUGGUAUGAGCUUCUCAGAAAGACUACUAAAACCCUUUAUUGUUGUAAAGCAACUCACUGAUUUCACUAUUACAGGCUCUGGGUGGACGAAACACAAAAAUCAGUGAUGUUUUAUAGAAUGGCGCAAAGUAAUUCGUCCGAAAAUAAUUUUGAGUUUAGGCAGGGCAUUUCUUCUAGACGUAGUUAUUUUUCUCUCGUCUAUACCGUCAAAACAUUUUUAUUAUUAUCAUUAUCAUAAUCGCUAGUCAAAACGACUUUAAUUAUACUAAUCAUGAUAGUUAAUACCGUUUCUAAGGGUAAACAAUACGUGCUAAACAUUUGAUAACGGGUCAUUUUUAAUGAACCGACGUGAUGGCUUGCAGCGCGGUUGUGAAAUCAAAGUGCAACAUCAAUUUUCGAUAGCUCCGGAAUUAUUAAAUAUUGCCUUUAUGGCUUUAAUUGGCUGUCAGUUUGACUGUCAGUCACUAAUAUUGUAUCUCCACUGACUUUUCGCUGUCGCGUCUGUGGACGAAAUUGUAUGUGGUGACGUUUUAAACCCAUUUGAUUGAAAAAUUACAGUUAAUUACUUGCUAGUGGUUCAAUCUGUUCGUCUUUGUUUGUUUGCAUGUAGGAAUGGCGUGACUUUAUAACAUCUUUUUCGCCGGCAGAGACGCGAGGACAUUCUCGGGGAUUAAGUGACCUCGCCCACGCCAAGCGCCGAAUGAGCUAUCUUUUACUUCGUGCAGUAUCUCACGGCCUUUCUUGAUAUUUCUUGCUUGGCAGUAGGUCUGAAUCACGUAUAUCAUAGCACAAAGGAACCACCGCGAUCACAAUAAAAGACUAUUGACAUUUCCUUUUUGCAAUCAAAACAUAUCCAAUUGAAACAGCAUCUCUUCAGUGCUCCAAUACAGUCUGAAGAGCCAGGGCUAAUCUCUAAAAUUCAGCCAUCCUGUUUAGAUAUAGCACUCAAUUCAAACCGCUAAAGACCGGUAACAGAAAAAUAUCUAGAUUACAACCGGAAAGCAUUUUAAAAGGUUCAGUAUCUGGCAUAGUUGUUUGGUUUAGGGUAAUCUUUCGAAGUCGUAAAACAAAUAUUACACAAUGUAAAAAAUGAUUUUGUAAUAACUUGUUUGAUCCUAGUAUUGAAGUUUGUAAUGAAUCCUAUACAGCUUCACACUCCAGUAUUCGCAGGCUCGGCGUUCAAAUAACUCCUUGUACAGUGGCAAAAUGAAAAGGACUACGUGAAAGUACCGUGCUUGGUGGUUUAUUUGACGGAAAUCCGCACUGUCUAUCAUGUCCUCUUCUUGUGUUAUAAUGUGUACAGUGUUCCUAAUUGCACUUUCUAUUUCCUGUGGUUUAGGGACUUGAGAUUGGAAAGACUUUCUCCUUUUUUUUUUCUUUUGUUACUUUGUUUUUAUUUUUUUCAAAACGUUUAAAGCGUUUCCUGAAAUAGGUUUACUUAUUUUACUUGUAUCAUUUUCAAUUUUUCUUUAUUUGAUUGUAACCUCUUUCUCGGAAAGCCGAAAUGACUUGUGUCCUUAUUUCUCUUCACUUUCGGCCAAUCGAUCAGUUAAAUUUUCACAGUUUCACUUAAACUUUCUUCUCAUUUCACAGGAAAAGCCGCGCCCGUUUGUGCAAAUAUCUGGAAGAACAGCAAAUGCACCACCGAAGUUGUUAAGUAUUAUUUCGACGCUGCUUCCAACAUGUGCCAAGCUUUCAAGUACUAUAGCUGUCUGGGCAAUGAUAACAAGUUUGAUUCAUUACAACAAUGUCAAGAAACUUGUGUUCAAA